This is a messenger RNA of Pelobates cultripes (western spadefoot toad), 51636 nucleotides long. NCBI's taxonomy places the organism in Eukaryota, Metazoa, Chordata, Amphibia, Anura, Pelobatidae. The record is from the annotation of a GenBank genome assembly.
AUGGAUUCCCUCUGUGAUGCAAAUGGCUCCUUCGCACUUAAUCUUUUCCGGAGGUUAAGUGAGGACAAUAAGUGUAAUAUGUUUUUCUCUCCCUUGAGCAUCUCUUCUGCACUUGCCAUGGUCUAUCUGGGGACUAAAGGCAACACAGCUGCACAGAUGUCAAAGGUAGGUCUUUGCUUCACAAUAUGUAGAUGGGCAUAAAAUAUGUUGGCCAAUUUUGUUCACAUACCACUGUUAAAGGAACACUUAUAAACAACUUUUAGUAGCCACUUGAUCACAAACACUAGCCAAAGUUAGCGUUAAUAUUUGUGUGUGAAAAAUGCAAAAAAUUAAUUUGAAUGCCAAUUUUGGCCAGGGGCCGUUAUGGGGGUAAUUUUCAUUCCUGGGCUACCAUAUGGUCUCAAAGGUAACGUAACCAAUCUGGCGAAUUUCAAUGUGAAAACUGAAACGCAAGCCUUCUAUUUGACUGUCACUUUUGAAACCACCAUAAAACCUGUACAUGAGGGGUACUGUUAUACUUGGGAGACUUAUUUUAAACACCGUCCUUGAGGGGUUAAAGAGACCUGCAUCACAUGACAAUUCUUUUUUUUUUUUUUUUUUUAACAUUAGGCAAACGCUUUUUACGCAAAUACACAAACCAAAAGAAAGCAGGAAAAAACUUAGAACAUGUAUGUAAAAAAACAUGUAUAAAUUUACUAUAAACUUAAUCAGACUACAUUAUUGGGCACAGCUCUCAUAUAGGGGAGUUUCUUCAGCCUCCUUUUCACCAACCUAUCUCACUUUCAGGUAAAUCCACUGAUGACUGAAACAGGGCAUCAUUGUGCAGCAAUAGGAGAACGUCCCCUGUUCUCCCACUGUCAGAAUGUUGCAAGGUCAAUAGAUCUUCAGCUGCACAUGUUUGAAUGUGGAUAUACAUUUGUGUGAAGUAUUUGUGUUUGAGUGAAGGGGUUUUUCUAUGUAAUAUUUGUGUUAGAUUGCAGGAGUGUGUAAGUAUGUUGUCUUUGGUGUUUGACUGCUUGGAUGUAUGCACAUACAUACUUAUAGAGAUAUACAUGCACUUUGACACACAGAUAUAAAUACACACAAAUUCAUAUAGACAUAUACACACGCACUGUGACACACACAUUGAUACAUGCACACACUGACCUAAAAAUACACACCCUGACACACAGAUGCACACUAUAUAUAGGCUGACACACAUACACUCACACACACAAUAUUGUGGGGGGGGGGGGGGGUCUGGAGGAGCUCCUGAAAUGCCCUCCCGUGCGGUCUACCUGCAUGAGACUGCCAGCAGAAACUACAGUGACCCUAUUCAGCAGUUACUACUACAGAUUAAUGUAGGUGUUCUGGUGUCCAUAGCAUGUCCCUACAGGCUGAACACUGUAAACGCUGCCAUUUCAGAGAAAAUGCAGUGUUUACAUUUGUGCCUUACAUAUAGUUACAUAGUUACAUAGCUGAAAAGUUCAGGCUACCUCACAUUUGUUUUUUGCUGUUGAUCCAAAAGAAGGCAAAAAAAACCCAGUUUGAAGCACAAUUUUGCAACAAGCUAGGAAAAAAAAUUCCUUCUUGACCCCAGAAUGGCAGUCAGAUUUAUCCUUGGAUCAAGCAGUUAUUACCCUACAUUGAAAGAUUAUAUCCUUGAAUAUUCUGUUCUUGCAAGUAUGCAUCUAGUAGCCGUUUGAACAUCUGUAUGGACUCUGAUAAAACCACUUCCUCAGGCAGAGAAUUCCACAUCCUGAUUGUUCUUACAGUAAAAAAGGAAUAGCAGCAAGAUGUCAGGAAUCUAGGAUCACAACAGCCACACUAGACCCCACGGAAAAGAUCCACUCCAGCUCUCCAAAAGGUAGGGAGGAUGGAUGGCUCUCCAAAAAGGUAGGGAGGCCUUGUAACACCUCUAGUGAUUAGUCACUCAGGCAGACACUAGAGGUGCUUCCUAGUCCAGUGUACAGCACCUACGUUCAGCGUCUCCACGAGCUUUAUGAAUGUUCCCUGUAGAUAUGCAUUGAUUAAAUUCAUGAGAAGAUGACUCCCAGUGCUUUCCUAUGUGAAAGCAAUCUAUCAUCAAGAUUGAUUAUCUGAGCCAUGGGGGCAGGGACCUAAACAGACACACUCACUGGUACACACACUCACUGACAGACAGACACAGUCUCUCAAGUUUUUUUUCAAAGUCCAUCCAUCCUCCCUACCUUUUGGAGAGCUGGAGUGGAUCUUUUCCGUGGGGUCUAGUGUGGCUGUUGUGAUCCUAGAUUCCUGAAAUCUUGCUGCUAUUCUUGCUCUGCUCCCUUGCACAGCAUUUAGUGAUACCAGGGCUGUAAUGACCACGUAUCCCAGCAUUACUGCAGGGUGUGCAAGGAAGAGGAGAGGUUACAAGUGAGACAACCUUCAUUUAGAUGAGGAGACAGAGAUAGUGAAACAAGUUGGUCUGUAAAUGAUGAUGCGCUUGCAGGGAUAGGCAACCUUGUAAAGCAUCACGGUAAGUGUAGUCCAAAGCAUCCGGAGUGCCGAAGGUUGGCUAUGCCUGCACUAGAGAGCAGCUCUGUUAGGGAGAAUAUGUUGGCGUUUUAUAUAUGCCAGUAAUAAACAAAUUACUGCUGGGUUUAACAUUAAAACAAAAAAAGUUUAAGACUUAAAAUAAGGAUAAUACCAGAGACCCCAGAAACUCUAUUUAAAUGAGCAGACAUCGUUACAGUUUUCCUAUUUGAGUUGGUAAGCUAAUUUACCAACAAUCCACCAGUCAAACAUAGGCCACAGAAGGCAGACUGCAGACCUCAUGUAUAGAGGUGAACAAAAUGGCAACUCCCAGAUAGUGAGAUCUGGAGCAAGGAAGAAAAGAUAAAUUGAAUAAAAAGACAAAAUAUUGUGCAUCUGUGUGUGCAUAUCUCUGUGUAAAUGUAAUAUUGUAUCUGUGUAUCCAAAUAUGUGUUUUUGUACUUAUAUUGUAUUUAGGAGGUUGGGUCAAAGGGGCAAAGAGAUUCAACCCCAAAGACUCAAGAGUGCAUGUGUUGUACAAGUCAUGUUUCGUUACAGUGGAAUUGAGGGAUUUUGAUAUUUGCACAGUAAUGUAGGCCGAAAAAGACCAUCAUAUUCAACAUUUCACAUAUCUGUAAUAUGGCUGUCUAUCCAAAUUAGGUUAAAACAACCAAUUCAAAGAGAUUUAGAUUUUUGCCACAAAUGGGGAAAAAUCCUUCUUGGAUCAACAAGCUGUUACCCCACAUAUUAACUGUUCUAUCCUUGAAUACUCUUUUUCUAAAACAGUGUCCAGAUGUUCAAAAAUCUUUUGUUUCUAAAGUUCUUAAGUCUUUCUAGUCAUACCUAAAAUCUUGCUCUAACUGUAAAGGCUCUUCAAUAUAACCAGAGUUACGACUGUGGUGUAGUAAAAUACUUUAUUCAGCUUCAUUUAAAAGAACACGCAGGCCGGCAGGUAAGACCUCUUGUUGCGUAUAGCUAAUCCUCGCUGAGCUUGGUCAAGAGAACUGGUCCGUGGCCAACUACUACGGAACUUCGAAAACCGGGUACUGUGUACUCUGCUCUUCUGUGAGGCAGGGCUUCUGACCAGCGUGCUAACAUGGUGAGUAGAGUACACAAUACCCGGUUUUUGGAGUUCCGUAGUAGCCGUAAAGGACUUGUUCUCUCGGCCAAGCUCAGUGAGGAUUAGCUAUACGCAACAAGAGGUCUUACCUGCCAGCCUGCGUGUUCUUUUAAAUGAAGCUGAAUAAAGUAUACCACGGUCGUCACUCUGGUUAUAUUGAAGAGCCUUUACAGUUCGAGCAGGCUUCUCUGCUCUACACUUGUGAGUUGAAUAUUCUCCCCUUCCCUCCUUUUGUAUACUCAUUUGUACUGUAUUGCCCUAUGUUUUUUAUUUUUAUUUUUUUAAUGUGAUAUUCCUGAAGUGAUUACUCCUUGAUGAUUAGAGUAUGUAUAUAGUGUUCUUAUACAGACAUGUAUAACAAAUGGGUGCACAAUGUGGAAAGGAGUGAAUAAGAAGCUCUAAAACACCUAAAAGUGGUACCCUCUACACCACUUUAAAAUGAACAAUAUAUAUACAUACAUACAUAAGAUGGAGCUUCUAAAAUAGCUGUAAAGUAGAUAUUCUGUAAAACAAAAUUCUAAAACAAUAGUGCAAUACAAUAUUGUCAAGUAAAAUGUAAAAGAGUGGUGUCAUUCACAAGCCUAGAGUCAUAGCCUCAUAUGACUCAAUGGUGUACGCCUGUGGACCAUUAAACGAUGUCCAGAUCCUCCUUCUGUGCAGUAUUCUGUCCUUUUCCGCUCUUAUAAAUGCUAAGUCAGGGGAGUUGAUUCCAGAAAAAAGGUGCUUUAUUGGUUGGUUAAAAAAUACACUAAAUAUAAAAUGAAUUAAAAUAGUACCAGAUAGGCUGUAUAGUCCAGACAAAUGUCCAAGAAGUAUGCAAAAGGAGUUUCGCCUGAUAAAACAGGCUUUCUGGGUUUAUCUGGCAAAAUGCGUUUUGGAUACUUCUUGGACAUUUGUCUGGACUAUACAGCCUAUCUGGUACUAUUUUAAUUGAUUCUAUAUUUAGUGUAUUUUUUAACCAACCAAUAAAGCACCUUUUUGCUGGAAUCAACUCCCCUGACUUGGCAUUUAUACAUUCCUGAGCCGGUUAAGAGUGGAAAAGGACAGAAUACUGCACAGAAGGAGGAUCUGGACAUCUUUUAGUGGUCCACAGGCGUACACCAUUGAGUCAUAUGAGGCUAUUACACCACUCUUAUACAUAUUAUACAGUUUACUUGACAAUAUUGUAUUGCACUAUUGUUUUAGAAUUUUGGUUUACAGAAUAUCUACUUUACAGCUAUUUUAGAAGCUCCAUCAUGUGUAUGUGUUCAAGUAGAGAUUCCCUAAAACCUCUAGUCACCAACAGCUUCAUAAGACACAACCGACUUCCUCAACAAACUCAGCCAAGUCACCAAUCUCCCUGCUAACACCAUCCUUGCAACCAUGGAUGUGGAAUCUCUAUACAGCAACAUUCCACGUACAGAUGGCAUCAGUGCUUGCUUCCAUUUUCUCUCUCAUGUCAACAACCAAAAAUACAACCCCCGAAUUAUCACAGAACUGGCACUAUUUAUUCUCACGCAUAACUACUUCAGUUUUAACAAUGAGGUUUACCUACAAACCAUGGGCACUAAGGUGGCACCCCAAUAUGCUAAUCUGUUUAUGGCAGAUCUUGAACAGAGAUUCUUAGAAAUACAACAUACCAAACCAUACAAAUAUCGCUAUAUCGACGAUAUCUUCAUAAUUUGGACUGAAAGCGAAGAAAAACCUGAUACGGUUCCAUGACUCUUUCAACACAUUCCAUCCAUCAAUCAAACUAAAAAUUGAAUAUUCCACUAGAUCUGUGAAUUUUCUGGACACCACUGUGACAUGCAACAAUGGCACAAUCCACACCUCGGUUUACAGAAAACCCACAGACAGGUGCAGUUACCUUCACAGCUCCAGCUUCCACCCCUCCCAUGCUAAACAGGGCAUCAUCUACAGCCAAGCCACUAGGUACCAUCGCAUAUGCUCUGAUCCUAAUAGAAACAUAGAAUGUGACGGCAGGUAAGAACCAUUCGGCCCAUCUAGUCUGCCCAAUUUUCUAAAUACUUUCAUUAGUCCCUAGCCUUAUCUUAUAGUUAGGAUAGCCUUAUGCCUAUCCCAGGCAUGCUUAAACUCCUUUACUGUGUUAACCUCUACCACUUCAGCUGGAGGGCUAUUCCAUGCAUCCACUACCCUCUCAGUAAAGUAAUACUUCCUGAUAUUAUUUUUAAACCUUUGUCCCUCUAAUUUAAGACUAUGUCCUCUUGUUGUGGUAGUUUUCUUCUUUUAAAUAUAGUCUCCUCCUUUACUGUGUUGAUUCCCUUUUAUAUAUUUAAAUGUUUCUAUCAUAUCCCCCCUGUCUCGUCUUUCCUCCAAGCUAUACAUGUUGAGAUCCUUUAACCUUUCCUGGUAAGUUUUAUCCCACAAUCCAUGAACCAGUUUAGUAGCCCUUCUCUGAACCCUCUCUAAGGUAUCAAUAUCCUUCUGAAGAUACGGUCUCCAAUACUGUGUACAAUACUCCAAGUGAGGUCUCACCAGUGUUUUGUAUAAUGGCAUGAGCACUUCCCUCUUUCUACUGCUAAUACCUCUCCCUAUACAACCAAGCAUUCUGCUAGCAUUUCCUGCUGCUCUAUUACAUUGUCUGCCUACCUUUAAGUCAUCAGAAAUAAUCACCCCUAAAUCCCUUUCCUCAUAUGUUGAGGUUAGAACUCAAUCAAAUAUUCUGUACUCUGCCCUUGGGUUUUUACGUCCAAGAUGCAUUAUCUUGCACUUAUCCACAUUAAAUGUCAGUUGCCACAAUUCUGACCAUUUUUCUAGUUUACCUAAUGACCGUAAUUCCCAUCUAAAUGUACUCUCCCAAUCUAUGAGACAGGCUACAAACCAAAGACUAUUACCAAACAAAUCAACUCUGCUGUAAAAACACAACGCAUGCGCCUGCUAUAGUACAAAGAGAAAAAAAAUAUCUACAUGAGUGCCACUUGUGGUCACCUACAACCCAGCUCUUGAGAAAAUACGGAAAAUCAUCAAAGACCUACAACCAAUAUUAACAGAAGAUGACUCUGAAAAACAUUUUCCCUGAAACACCCAUUUUUGCCUUCAGACAACCACCAAACCUCCAACAAAAAUUAAUCAACAGGAAGCUGCCCACUUAUGGUAAGAAUGAAGAAAAUGGGACCAGUCAAUACAAAAAACCUCGCUGCAAACUGUGUCAGCAUAUAUGCACAGACAACACAGCCACACACAACAAUAAAACCUACAGCAUUAAAGGUUCAUACUCCUGCACUUCCAGCAAUGUGGUAUACAUGAUUCAAUGCACCAAAUGCCACCUAGGAUGCUACGUUAGGGAAACCACCCAGCCAUUAAAUGGCAGAAUGAAUAUGCACAGACACCACAAAGAAGAAUCCUACUGCACUCCUGUGGGACACCACUUGACCCAGCCGGCCACUCACUGAAGGACCUAAAAAUCAAAGUACUGAAAGGGGGUUUUAAAAAUACCCAGGAAAGAAAAACUUUUGAAGCCAGAAUGAUUAAAUGGAUUAACAGCAAGAAUAGAGGACUAAAUAUAGAUUUGGGUUUCCUGUCCCACUACCAACACUUUACAUGAACACUCCCCCAGCAAUAUCUUACUGUUCUGUCAUAUGUAUCAACACUUUAAAAUGCAUUCCUAUGUUUAUUUUAUCUAUAUACAAAGUACUAUGUGUAGACCUAUGCUUUCCCAUAUUUGUAUGCAUGUGUAACAGAUCACCUGGCACCCCGACUGGUUACCUCCGUUGAAGGAUGCUCCUAGCGCUUCCUGAGGACUCCAAGCACUGCAGCAGACACCACAACCACCAAACCGGAGAAGCAUAUGAAUGCUCUCAAGCAUAUGAAUGCUGUAAGCAGCUGAACAGGAAAAGCAUACAAUCAGCUUACACUCCUGGCAAUCAGCAUACAAUCCAAUUCCCUCAAUAACGAGACGACACUUCGUUUUGAGGGCAAGCAGAACCGACUGUACUGGCACAUACAGCCUCUUUUAUUCACAAUCCACAAACAUAGUACUGCCCGCAGGGCCGCCAUCCAUUGUUCUCACCAUGUGCUUCAUCCAUUGUUCUCACCAUGUGCCUCUGAUACAUGAAAUGGUGGCCACCCAGUAACUCCAAAGUUUGUCUGGUAGCCUAUCCAGCCGGACCAACAGAUGAAACACAUGGGGAACAGUGCAACAAACAAAGGGAAUCAUAAAAAAUAUGGACAAUAGUCAUAUUUGUGCACAGUCUCCAGUUCUGUCACAGGGCACAAAUGGUGUUUUCAAAUGCCAUAUAUCCCAGGGCCAUAGUCAGAAGGUAGGAGGCCGGCAAGCAGCCCCCUCCAAGAACACAUGGCGAGGUCUGUUGCGCCACAUUUCUCCCCUUUACGCGCCAGACUAACAGGGUAUCUGACCUCCUGCCGGUCAGUCCCCUGGUUAGUCCAGCAACCCACCCACAAAACAGAAUCCGCAGUAUAACCCACCCACGAAAAUUGGUUACUACACCUGGGGUAGUGGGUCGCUUGUCCAUGUCCAGGAGCUCCACCUCGGCUCUGGGGGGUACUAGCACUCUGGAUCGGUGGGUUGCUGAGUGGGCAGAGACCAGCGGUACUCUGCCCUGUUGUCAGCGCUACCACAGGAGUAGCCUGGUUGGAGCCCAGGUGAGGGAACGACGUAGUAGGCUCCUCACUCCAGACCUGGGGCUGCUGCUGGAGGGGAAGCCAGGCUGUCUCCCCUUUGGAUGAACAACCCUGCUGCUGAGGAACAGGACCGACCAUCCCUACCCCCUGUGAUGCAUGUGCAGAGACCACCGUCCCAUCUGUGCCGGUGUGGGGCUUAUCAUCUCCCCUUGGUGGGCUAGACGGCCGCUGGGGAGAGGGGGUAACAAGCUUCUCUCCCAUACAUACUUCCAGCCGCGGGGGAGGGAGACCAACUGUCUCCGCUCCCAACACCGUGUCCUGCUGCUGGGGAAAGGAGACUGGGCUCUCUAUUCCCUGCUGGACACUCUGCCUCUGGGGAGGGAGGACAAGGCUCUCAUUUCCCAGUAAGUCACUCCGCUGCUGGGGGUGGGGACCAGUUGUCUCCUCUUCCUGAAACUCACUCUGCCACUGGGGAUCAGGGCCGACCACCCAGCAUCCCUGUAGGGCUGGUAGAGAGACCGCAGUCUCAUCUCCACCUGCCAUCUGUGGGUCUUCUCAGGACCAGUCUGUGAGGUCCCUCAACAUUUGCGAGUAAAUUUCCGCACCCGGUAACUCUGGCUGCUGCUGGGGAUCUGGGCCGACUGCCCAGCAUCCCGUUGGGCUCGGCGGAGAGACCUCGGUCCCAUCUCCAGCUGCCUGUUGUGGUUCCUCACAGGACCAGUCUAUAAGGACCCCUACUUUGGGUUCCUCUGGCCGCCUCAGGGGGAAACGGUUAACCUCCUCGAAUGCAGCCUCUCUUUUGCUGCUGUAACACUCCUUCUCUUUCGCCAGCCGGAAUUCUCGGUCCAUCCUUGCAUUUCGCCCGGCUGUGACCUGGUUCCAGAUCGCCUGGAAUAUAUCCAUGGGCACAUUAUCACCAUACUGGGCCACUCGUUGCCUCACCUCGGCCAGCCAAUCAUCGCCUGAGCCUUCCAUACUUGUCUGCUCCAAGUCACUGGAUACCUCUGCUCCCGGGGCGCUGCACGUGUGCUAGCGUUGCCCUCAAUUUGUAACUCCACCAACGGUGUCUCCGAGCUGCUUUACCUCGCACUAGGACGCCGUCCCACUGCUUGCCACCAGUGUAUCGGAUCACCUGGCACCCCGACUGGGUACCUCUGUUGAAGGAUGCUCCUAGCACUUCCUGAGGACUCAAAGCACUGCAGCAGACACCACAACCACCGAACCGGAGAAACAUACGAAUGCUCUCAAGCAUAUGAAUGCUGUAAGCAGCUGAACAGGAAAAGCAUACAACAGCUUACACUCCUGGCAAUCCGCAUACAAUCCAAUUCCCUCAAUAACGAGACGACACUUCGUUUUGAGGUCAAGCAGAACUGACUGUACUGGCACAUACAGCCUCUUUUAUUCACAAUCCACAAACAUAGUACUGCCCGCAAGGCCGCCAUCCAUUGUUCUCACCAUGUGCUUCAUCCGUUGUUCUCACCAUGUGCCUCUGAUACAUGAAAUGGUGGCCACCCAGUAACUCCACAGUUUGUCUGGUAGUCUAUCCAGCCGAACCAACAGAUAAAACACACGGGGAACAGUGCAACAAACGAAGGGAAUCAUUAAAAAAUAUGGACAAUAGUCAUAUUUGUGCACAAUCUCCAGUUUUGUCACAGGGCACAAAUAGUGUUUUCAUCUGCCAUAUAUCCCAGGGCCAUAGUCAGAAGGUAGGAGGUGGGCAAGCAGCCCCCUCCAAGAACACGUGGCGAGGUCUGUUCCGCCACAGCAUGUAUGCUUAUAUAUAUUACUGUGCAUUUAUAUUUGUGUAUAUGAGUUCAUGUGCAUGUAUGGAUGUGUUUAUGUAUAUGUACAUGUGUUUAUGCGUUCACAUAUACAUAUUUAUGUGUGUGUGUGCAUGUAUAAAGUGUACCAUCCUCUGCACUGUCUGCUGUUUUUCUUCUCCCUCUCUCCCCCCCCCUCACUCUGCUCUUCAGAAAGAUAUUUAUGACCCUCUGCAAAAAUGGUGUCUAUUUUCUAACAAACCUGUGUCUUAUCUACCCUCAUGUUGCUUUAACCCCUGUAUCACAAUUACAUGAUUUUGCUACUGCAUGACGAAAAGUCAUGAUUUUAAUAAAGACACGGAGGCGAGUAUUUGCAUAUCCCUUUCUUUACUGUCCACAACAGCAGCAAAGAACAUUAACUGAAUGAAAAAGCAAAAGGUAGUGCAUGCCUCAUACAUAGGCCACGCCCACCUAGUGUCCAGUAUAAUAGCCUGGUCCGCCCUCCAAAUUCCCUCUUUCUGAAGACGGAAUUAACAGACUGAGUACAUAAAAUGUAAGAAACUUUCAACACGACAUAUAACUUUUCAGUAACACGCAUAAACUGUGAGUCCCAUGGAAGCUGGUUUAUAACGAGGCUUUGAGCUAUUCCCACUGGAGAAGACUGUUCCAUCAGACGUGGUCGCAUGUCUCCAGUUAGUCGAAUCGUACAGAUCCGGUUCAGGCUGUGAAAACAUAAACGACAGGAACCCAUGGGUUAAAUCUGAUCUAUGUACCGUCAUCAAGGUUGAACAAAGCCGAAUAUAAUUAUCUCGUCCGAAUGUUAGUCUAAUGUUAAUCUAAUGUCCUUAUCUCCGUAGUAAAGCACAACAUACACAACUUUGCCCCAUUUACCACCUCAACGUAUCCGGGCUCGUGCCGAUGAUCUGGGUGGGAAAAAAUUUGCAGAGUAAUAAACAUGACAUACCAGAGCAAAUUGGGUGGGAUAAUACUCGCCUCCGUGUCUUUAUUAAAAUCAUGACUUUUCGUCAUGCAAUAGCAAAAUCAUGUAAUUUUAUUACAAGACACGGAGGCUCGUAUCUGCAAGUUUAAAGCUGUUCCACCACUGCCGUAAACGGGUGUGUAUUCGGGCGAAAGUAAAAUUCUCGGAACGUCGAUUCCCUCUACCAAUCAGCCAUCUUCAUGACGUCCUCCAAACGUGCUCAUGAUGUGAUAAUUGCAGAGGGCGAGGCGCCCCUCACGAAAUGUGCCAAAUAUAGAGGUGUCGAUACCCACUGUGCCAAUUAGCCAUUUCAACCAACGUGAGAGUGUAGUGCUUACCACCGGUUUAAAGGGUGGACGGAGAGAGAGGAAAAGCUGAAAUGUCGUAGGCACCCGGCAAGUACAAGUGCGGUCUUCGUAUGCUUUUAAGCAUGCCACUGGGAAUAGUGCCGGUGUAGACGGGAAAGCCGGGUACGAUACUGAUUUUAAGAGAUGUUUUGGUCAAUCUGUUGAUAGUAAACGUAACCCCGUUGGGAGAGUACGAUCUAGCGUCAAGAUCCAAGGCCCGGACGUCUGAUAAGAUAUUAGGCAAAGGAGACAAACUAGUUUAGCCGAUAAUUGGCGUAAGGAGAGAUCCGGGUUCAAAGGCCAGGAGGUAAGGAGGGACAAAACAGUCUAAACGUCCCAAGUGGAGGAAUAGUGGGGCCUGGGUGGAUGGGAAAGCCUGGAGCCCCUUAGGAGUCUGCACACCAGUGGGUGUUGACCGGCUGGGUGUCCGUCUAUGCCCUGAUAAGUUGAUGGUUCGGAAUGCUUUCCCUUCUUCGAAGAGGGAUGUCAGGAAUUCCAGAAUGCAGGUUACAGGGGUUGAAACGGGAUCCACGUUCCUAACCAUGCACCAGCCAGUGCAAGUUCUCCAGGCUGACCCAUAUGCUCGUCUAGUGCCUGGGGCCCACGCAUCCGCCAAUAGUCGAGUCGAUUCCGAAAUGCCGUGGACCGUCCAGGGUCCCCCGAAAUGCGCCAGGACAGUAGACUGAGUGAGGCAUCUACCAGGAGGGGGUGACAAUCCCCUGACGGGUUCCAAAGAAGUUCCUGGAAGGCUGGCAGCAAUCUCGGAUGAUCCACCGCCAUCUCCAGUAGUUGUGGGAACCAAGACUCUGUCCCCCCAAAAGGGUGUCACAAGGACUAAUUCGGCCCGCUGGUGGCGGGUUUGGAUGAGGGUGCAGGGGAUCAUUGAGAAUGGGGGAAACGCAUACAGGAGGGCUCCUUGCCAGUCCUGCAGGAAGGCAUCCACGGCUUCUGCCAACGGGUCUGGUCUCCAGCUGAAGAAACGCUUGAGUUGGGCGUUGAGUCGGGAUGCGAAGAGGUCUAUGGCAAAAGGACCCCAUAGCGAUAAUAUAGUGGAAAACACUUCCACGUCCAACUUCAUGUCGCUGGAAUCCGAUAGCGUGAACUCCAGUCCGCCUGGACGUUGAGCAGCCCCUGCAAGUAUUCCGCUUGGACCAUCAAAUUCCGCUCCAGACAAAAUUCCCAGAAGUCCUUCGCUAGUCCGGCUAGGAGCGUCGAUUGGGUGCCGCCCAUGUGAUUGAUGUACCGCACCGCUGAAACGUUGUCCAUGCAAAGGCGAAUGCAUCCAUGUGCCUGAUCCUUCGCGAAGCUGUGAAUCGCAAAGGAGCUCUCCAGAAGUUCCAAUGCAUUGAUAUGUAACCGGGCUUCAGUUUCCGACCAGCGGCCUCCCGUAGAGACGCCUGCGCAGUGGGUGCCCCAUCCCUGCAGGCUCGCGUCUGAUUCUGUGGUAAAAUCCAGGAGGUUGCCGAAGAUCGCCUUGCCGUUCCAAGCAGACAGAUUGAGAAUCCACCAGCGUAUUUCGUCUUUCGUUUCUCUGUCCAGAGUUCCAGGUCCGCGUAGGACGCGCCCUCCCGUAGGUGCGCGAUCUUGAGUCGCUGUAGGGCUCUGUAGUGUAGAGGGGCAGGGAACACUGCCUGGAUAGAGGAGGUUAGGAGGCCAAUUAAGCAAGCUAGUUGCCGCAGUGAGAGUUGUGGUCGGAGGAGUGCCCUGCGCAACUCCUUGCGGAUCGCACGAAUCUUGCGUGUGGGCAAGCUCAAAGAUUCUUGUAUCGAGUCCACCAGGAAUCCUAGAAAUUCUGUCUGAGUUGUCGGGGUCAGACGGGAUUUCUCCCAGUUGAUGAUGAACCCCAGACGGGAGAGGAGGUCUACCUCUAGUUCGAUGUGCCGUAUGAGGUUGUGUUUGAGUCAUGAGUAGGAUGUCGUCUAAGUAGAGGAUGAGUCGUAGGCCUCGACUGCGCAGCCAGGCCAUAGCCGGGCGGAGGAGCUUGGUGCAGCACCAAGGAGCCGAUGAGAGGCCAAAGGGAAGGCAAGUAAAACGCCAGGUCCUGUCGCGCCAUUUGAAGUGCAAGAGGUCCCGAGAUACUUCUGCCACCGGGACUGUAAGGUAGGCGUCCUUGAGAUCUAGUUUCGCCAACCAAUCUCCGUGCAUGAGUAGGUCCCUCAGGAGGUGUAUACCCUCCAUCUUGAAAUGACGAUACCUUAUCAAGGUAUUGAGGGGGCGUAGGUUUAUAACUGGGCGCAUAAGGCCGCCUUUCUUUUCUACGAGAAAGACGUUGCUCAGGACCCCAGCGUUGCCCGUGGGUGCCAGUUCUAUCGCCCUCUUGUCUAGGAGGUUGGACAGUUCCUCGUUGAUCAGCACUCGGUCGUGCUGAGAGGCGCUAAACGGUCUGGGGGAGGGGAUACUUACUGGGUCUCCCACAACUUCGAUUUGAAACCCUCGUAUUGUGUUGAGCACCCAAGUGUCGGACGUUAGGUCCGACCAUGCUGGUAAAAAAUGCUGGAGUCUGCCCCCUACACAAACAUGAGAAGAAAAUAGACAUAUGUACAGGUUUUGAUGUUUGUAUAGACUCACCGUAAGGUCGUCUUGAGCCGGUGUAUCCCCGGAAACCUCUUGAGCGCCAUGGCCGGCUGCGGGACGGGAAGAAUUGAGAUCGGCCCCUAGUGUCGUAAUAGCUGGGGCGUUGGUGAAUGGAGCCUCGUACCGUGCCUCGGGACUGGAAAGAACUCCGGCCGGACAGACUGCUCCUAGAUCUGCCGGCCCUGGUAGAGACCCGUCCCUGAAAUACUUUCCUCAUAGAGGUUUAUGCCUUAUCGAGGGCAGUGAACAUGCCCACGUAACGCCCCAAAUCUUUGAUAAAUGAUUCCCCAAACAGAAGGCCCUCGGCAUCUUUACCGGCCUCCGUGGCUAAUUUUGGGUCAAUUUUGAAUAGUAUGGCUUUACGCCGUUCAAUUGAUAGGGAGAUAUUAACGCUUCCGGCAAUGCAGAUUGCUCUUUGUACCCAGCCUCGUAGGUCAUCAGGGUCGACCAUGCGAUGUUCCGCUUUGGCAUCCUCUGCCAGGUCAAACAGUUUGGCCAGGGGGCCAAAAAUGUCCAAAUGUUUAUCCUGGCAGGCCUGUAGAGCUGAGUCCAGACCCUUGCGUGGGUUCCAGCCCAGCUUAGUUAAAUACUGGGUCAUUUUAGGAUCCACCUCUGGGAUGUUGCAUACUUUGUUGGGGACCACAGGUCUGGGGCAUUCUGCCCUUAGUUUAUUUCUUGCAGCCUUACUGAGAGGGCGCGGUACCCAUGCUUCUAGGUAACCGGCAACGUGAUCCGCCGGGAGCCAUUCCGCGGACCUAGGGUGGUGAAGCUCGUCCGGGUCAAAUAAUGGCUCUCCUAGCGGAUCCACUUGGGCGGACCCCGCAGUAGCGGGGUGUGCCGUCCCUAUAUCGCCUCCAUGCGUCUCCGCUUAUGCAGAGGGAAAGAGGUCCGUGCCCAGCUCAGAUCCCUCUGCAUCUGAGUCGGUCUCUGACUCAGUCUUGGCCUCCUCCUGACCCGAUUUCCGAGUCUGAGUUGCUCUCAAUUUGUGCUCUUGCACAUUUCCAAAGUCGCGCUCGUUCUGCCUGGCGCGGAAAGGCUCGUUUGCAUGCUUGUCACGCUUUCAGGGGCGACCAAUGGUGCGCCGGUCCUGGUGUUUCUGGAGGCAGGGGGAGAAAUAUGCUUGGCUUUGUGUGUAGCCUUUUUAGGUGCCUGAUCAGCAGAUUGUCCCAUAGGGCGUGUGAGGGUUACGCCUGAAUCACCGGGGUCUGUAUCCAUAGGCCGUGCCAAAAGGGCAUGGGCAAUGGACUAUGAGAGGGCCGAUGACAUUGACCCCAUAGCCGCCAUAAUGGCGUCGGUCAUAGAGCGCUGAAGAGCGGCAAACUGGGGUCCCUCCGAUAUGUGGGGGAUAUCGCCCUGAGGGGAGUAGUGCCCGAGGACUCCCCUAUUAUGGUGGGGCUAUCCCCAUCCAUAUGGGAGGGGGAGGAAGGCAUAUUGGGCCUAGGCAUCACAAUAAUAAUAAUGCUAGAAAGAAAAGUCAGUGAGAGUAAUUCACCCAAACUGACAGCAAACAGCUUACUAAUGCAAUACUCUAAAAUUAAAUUUGAGGAAAGUAUUUAAAAUGCUGACAGAAAAAAGACAGAGACUCUCACCAGGGCCCAGACCGUUGGAACAAGAAGGCAGGUCCCUCAGGGGCAGAGGAAAACAGAGGAAGUCAGUAUCCUGCCCAAAAACGCGGGAAACGAGAGGUCACACAGAAGUGAGGGAAGGAAAAGGUAACCCCCGAACGGAACGUGCGAAUGUAAUGUGCGGCCGUUCGUAAGAGAUCUAACUAUAUGAAACAGGCGAAUGAUCGCCAGCUCCCGAAGUCCCGUAAUAGAAGAGAGUGGAAGACCCCUGCGUUCUUGCGAACGAGCGUGCGUACACAGGGGUCGCCAAGGGAACAGGGAGGUGGAAAGUGCCUCGGGAAAACAGCGCGAAAGCGCUGUGCCAGGACCGGAGGAAAACUAAACAAAGGAGGGAAGAGAGGAGAGGGAACAGAGGGGGUGACAGGAUCUUCACAUGGAGUGAAGGGGUUGCCCAAAGGUGAUUAAGAGGGCACCCCCAAACGGUCUGGGAAUCUGGGAGUUAAGUAGGGAAACCAAUAAACUAACAAAGUGAAUAAGGAGAAUAAAUUGAAUAGAGGUAAGAGAUUGUAAAACAGUGAAAAUUGCUUCAGAGUGUAAAAAAAAAAGGUACUUAUCUGACGUGGAGCAGCAAAGAAAGAGGGAAUUUGGAGGGCGGACCAGGCUAUUAUACUGGACACUAGGGGCGUGGCCUAUGUAUGAGGCAUGCACUACCUUUUGCUUUUUCAUUCUGUUAAUGCUCUGCUGUUGACAGUAAAGAAAGGGAUAUGCAAAUACGAGCCUCCGUGUCUUGUAAUAAAAUUCAACUUUGAAUUCUAUGUGUCGUCUUGCUCAGAAAUGCUUCAGACUUGAGAAAGGGAGGUUCUCCCGUAAGCUUGUCAUUAAAAAAUUCUGUUAGUCCAAUAAAAAAGGUAUUACAAGAUACAAAUUUUAUCUGUAUUUAUUUAUAUAUAUAUAUAUAUAUAUAUAUAUAUAUAUAUAUAUAUAUAUAUAUAUAUACACAGUUUCUACAGUGCACUUUAUUGUGUUAAAUUGCACAAUGUAGGCACUUUAUUAUAUUAACUUUUAAUAUUAACUUUGCAAUAUUUUUAAAGAUACAGCACAGUUUAUUUUAUUUUUUUUUGUCUAGCUAUGUGUUUCUUUAGCUUUCACAAAUUAUAAGGUGCAACUAUUAUAUUAUUUUCUAAUUUUAUCCAAAUAAAUUUUUAGUGCCAUACUUUUACUUGUUUUUUUUUUUUUCUUUUUCUUUUAUACCAAAAAUCUUGCAUUCCCCAUAUUAAUUUUGUGGCAUGCCUCCACACUAAUUUUAGUUCCAUCACAUAUUACUUUUACAAGUUCUCAACAUUGCACCAUAUAUUUCAGAUCUCAGAGACUUACAGAUGCAAUAUUAUAUUUUUGUGUAUGAAUAAUCCUUUUUAUGCAUGGCUCACAUUUUCUAGUGAUGACUGGUAGUUGCAAUAACAGAAGGACACUUUAACAUUAUAAAUAAAUCAAAGAUUUUAACUUUAGAUAUUUUUGCAUGUACUGUUAUAUAUUGACCUAUAAAUAAUGAUAUGCUUUGGUAUGAAACACACUUCGAUUCAGACAGCAGCUGCAUAGACUUGCAGGAACAAUAUUUGUUUAAGGAUUCACUCCCACAACAAUAAGGCAAGCAGUGCAAAGUCUAUUUAGGCAGAUUUCACCCUUACCAUCCACAUUUUAGGAUGGAGUAAUGCUUGAACAGAACAUGUUAAAUGGAUAUUUUGUAGUGGAGUUUGGCAACAAGUUAUGAGCUUUUGAUGAACUGCUAGUAAAGGAUACAGAAUGGUUUGGAAGUAUUCAGAGGAUCAUGACGUGAAGUUGUCCAGAGUAUUAAAGUAGAGAUAUGCACAUAAGAAUGUCUGUCUGCGCAACGAUAUGCCAGUUCAUGAAGUUUGCACAAGAAUUAGUAUUAAUACACAGAUGAAAUAUAACUGAGUGUUUUUUGUUUACCUUGAGCAAAAAGGUCAAUCUAAGAUGCAGGUAGAAGUACAGCAGAGCCUUGAAUAAUGUUGCAAGGUUUGCUAAGAACAAAGUCCAGAGCCAGUAAGUCCCUCUGAUAAAUAAAGUAAUACAAUUUAAUUCACUUAGUGAGCAAUGUCAUUAUGUCAAAGCCGAGAUCAGGAUCAAGGAGUGGGCUGCAAAGAGGGUCUCCUUGAUGGAACAUGAACUGAAAAGCAACAAGUGUUCUCAAGCACCACAAACCAGGUAGAGACUCCAUAGUCAUGCAGUGGUUAAUAGAAGACCUGUGUUUAAGCAAGUGAUGGAUACUGACAUGAUUAACCCUUACAAUGGAGACAUCCUGCUCAUUUAUAUUUUCCCUUACUCUGCACGAUAUGAACUAUAGGUUGUUUGUGCGUUCCUUAUAACAAAAUUCAUGACUUUGUAUUUAUCUACAUCAGGUGUGCCCAACAGACUGGAAUUUUUUUAUACCAGCCCUAACAUUAAUUGUGCCAACUGUGACAGAUAUACAGGUAGAAAAAGCCAAAAGAUUGCAAAUUAUUUAUCCAACAAGGAGCUCACUUACAGGACUUAAAAAUAGACAAAAAAGCUGUUUAUUCUAAUCAGAUGUGCAACAUCUUACAUCAAUGUUUCAUCCGAAUAAUCUUGAAUAGUCCAAUAACGGGAAUGAAACAUUGACUGAAUGCCAUGUCUGAUUUAAAUAAAUUUUAUUUUGUUCAGUUGUCAAUCCUAUGAGUGCACUGUUCGUUCGUGAAUGAAAAUUUAAAAUUCCAAAAAUUAGGCUACAAUAGUCAAGCUAUCGCUAUAGCCAAGUUGGAUUUUUCCAUAAUGCAUAAUACUCCCACAAAUCACAUAGAUGAAGUAAAAGUAUAUUUAAUUAAUUUGUAUUCAAUUUAUUUAUUUAAAAAGAAAAACCUGAUUUAAACAGGCACAUAUAUUUUUAAAUAAUGGAAACUCACUGGGGCGCACACAUACACACACUGACAUACUCGUUAACAGACACUGGCACACAAACUAAUGCUGUAUCCCAUACAAACACUGGCACACAACCACUAAUGCAUACAUACACACUGUGACCCAUACAAACACACUGGGACACGUUGAUCCAUGCUGACACAAAUACCGUAAUCCAUACUGACACACACACAGUGAUUCAUACUAUCACACCAACACACAGCACCGUGAUCCAUACUGACACAAACACACAUAGUGACCCAUACUGACACGCACUCACACAUACAGUGACCCAUACUGGCACACAGGGAUUCAUACUGACACACACACACAGUGAUCCAUAUUAACACACACAGUGAUCCAUACUAGCAUACACACUUCAAAAAUACACACGAAACACACACAAAAUAAACCCCCAAAUAUAUACACUCACUCUAAGAAUCAGUAAAAUGAACAUGAAAUAGCUGAGCUCCACUGCUCACUGAGCCCACCUUGCUCCUUGAAAUGGUCUGUGCUCAGCUCCUGCCUGAAACUCUGCUUAAACUGUUGAAUUCUGCAGCUUCCUUCCAGCAGAAGGAGGGCAGUGCGGCUUAAUUGUUCUGCUCUGAUAGCAAGCAAUAAAACGCAGAAAAGCUCCUUCCCAAUAGCCUGCCUGUAGCUUUCUGGCAGGCCUCCCUGCCUGACAGCACUUCACACACAGGAAGCAAAACUUCAAAAGAUCCGCGUGGGCUGCCCUGCUCUGCCUGAUUGCCAGGUCACGUGCUUCCUGUGUGUGCAGGCUUUCAGGCAGGGAGCAGGACUGCCACCCACCCUGCACUUUCUCCAGGCUCCUGCCGGCUACUUAUUGUGUUGCACUCGCGAGUGGAUAAAGUAAAAUGCCGACCUAGAGAUGACAGAGGACUUCUACUCCUCCCCAAUUUGAUUGUGUACUGGUGGGGGGAGGAGAGACUGCUGCACUGUGCGGCCUCAAGGGCCCCGGUCCACUGGGAAAUUUCCUGGUAUCCUGGUGGGCCAGUCCGGCCCUGGUGCCCAAAAGAUAGAUCCCCAGAUGUUUUAAAAUGACGGCUUCCAUGAUGCUUUGCCAGUGUAAAGGCAUGUAAAGUAUCACAGGAUUUGUAGUUCUGUAGUUCAUAAUCCCUGUGCAGUAAAGUAAUAUCCUACUAAUUCUUUAUAACCUUACCUAGUUUUGUGUAAUAUGCACUUGACUUUCAGUGCCUUUUACAAUAUAAUUAAUAGAUUGAGAAGAGAAGAGGACCCAGAGACACCUCUAAGGAGAAUCUACUUAACACUUUUGUCCAACUUGAACAUGUGCACACAUAAUUACUCUCUGCAGUGUUUAAGCCAAUGCAAUUUAAGAAUUAGAAUUGUCAUGUACAUAAAUUGUAUAGUAACCUUUUGUGAGGAAUCCUAUCCAAUUCUUUAGCAAUCUUGGCAUCUAUACUAAUAGUGAUGUCUUUUUAUAGAAUUAAUUUAAGUUAGUUUUAUCUUUUAUGUAAGAUACAAGGCUUGUGCGAUACACCAAAAGUUAAAGAAAACCAAUAGGGUAAGGAACACAAGCAUGUAUUCCUGACCCUAUAGUGUUUAAUCUGCCAUUUUAGGUGGCUUAACCCCUUAGAAGGGGUUAAAAUUCACCUUUUUCCAGCGUUGCGUGGUUCUGCGGGGGCUGACCCUGCCUCCUUGGUGACAUCAGAAUUGACGAUUUUUAAGCCAAUCCAAUGUUUUCCCAUAAGGAUUGGAUUGGCUGAAAUCGGCAUGGGGGCGGGGUCAAAUGCCGUUUUGGCCAAACCGCACCACCUCAUAGAGAUGCAUUGAAUUAAUGCAUCUCUCUGAGGAAAUUUUAGCAUCUCCAUACAGAGCGUGGACAUGCUGAACGGCAGUGCUACCUACUGUGCAGCACUGCCCUAGGAAAUACCUCCAGGAGCCAUCUGGCAGUGUUUGCAUGAAAAUGCCUAAAGGGAAUGAUUAUACUCACCAGAACAGCUGCAUUAAGUUGUAGUUGUUCUGGUGACUAAAGUGUCCCUUUAAGACAAAACUGUCAAAAGGUGUGUUUUUUUUUUUUAUUUUUUUUUUUUUAAUUUAUUUAUUUUUUAAUGUAUUUACUUUUUUCUUCCAUUAUUUAAUCUUGUGUAAAGAUAAUUAUAUUAUGUGUAUUUGGCAUUUUAGUAUGUGUUUUAUGUGACAUACUUACACAUAAGGUACAUAUUAGAGACAAUACAAAAUGUGACCAACAAUUGCAGGAGGUGUUUAGGGCCUUAUUACCAUGGGACCUACAAUCUACACUUAUCAGCCACAACACUAAAACCACUUGCCCAAUAUUGUGUAGGUCCCCCUUGUGCUGCCAAAACUGCUCUGAUGCAUCAAGGCAUGAAUUCCACAAGACCUCUGAGCUUGUCCUGUGGUAUCUGGUACCAAGACAUUUGCAGCAAAUCCUUUAAGUCCUGCAAGUCGCAAGGUGGAGACUCCAUGGAUUGGGUUUGUUGUUCCAGCACAUCCCAUCGGAUUGAGAUCUAUGUAAUUUGAAGGCCUUGAGCUCUUUAUCAUGUUCCUCAACCAUUCCUGAACAUUUUAUGCAGUAUGGCAGGGUGCAUUAUCCUGUUGAAUGAGGCCACUGCCAUCAUAGAGCCACAUUGCCAUGAAGGGGUGUACGUUGUCUGUAACAAUCUCUAAGUAGAUGGUACGUGUCAAAGUAACAUCUACACAAAAGUGCCAGAACCUGAGGUUUCCCAACAGAACAUUGCCCAGAGCAUAAUACUACCUCCACCAGACUACAUUCUUCCUAUAGUGAUCACUGCUGCCAUCUCUUCUCCAGGAAAAUGAUGCACAAUCACGUGGCAAUGCACCUGAUCUAAAAGAAGACAUGAUUCAUCAGACCAGGCAACUUUUUUACAUUGCUCCAUGGUGGACAGGGGUCAUCAUGAGCAUUCUGACCAGUCUACAGCUUCACAGAUCUAUAUGCACUAAACUGCGAUGCACUGUGUGUUCUGUCACCUUUCUAUCCUACAUGGUCUUUGUCUAGCUUGACAAAGACCAUGUAGGUCGAAACGUUGUGAUUUGGCUUUGGGUUCAAAUAAAUUGCCUUUUGUUGAUAUAUUGGAGUGCAUGGACCUUUCUUCAUUUUCUACACAAGGUAUUUGAUUUCUUGGUACUGAGACAUGGUUUGGUUGCACCCAGAUUCAUAUGUAUACAAGGAUUGAGUGCAGUUCCACAUUGUUGUUUUUUUACUUUUCUAUCCUAGUCAGCAAUUUGAGCUACAGAAGCCCUUCUGUUGGACUAGACAGGUUAGCUUUCAUUCCCCAUAUGCAUCAAUGAACCUUUGGCGCCCAUGACCCUGACACCAGUUCACCGGUUAUUAUAUUCUACACCACUUUUGGUAGGUACUAAUCACUGCAUACCAGGAACUCGACUAGACUUGACGUUCUGGAGAUGCUCUGACCUAGUCAUAUGGCCAUCACUAUCGAUCUUUUUCGAAGGCAGUGUUUACAUUGCUCCCUAGAAACACCUCUAGUGGCCACUCCUCAGACGGCCACUAGCAUAUCCACGCUCUGUAGAUGAAGACACUGAAGUUUCCCCAUAGAGAUGCAUUGAUUCACUGUAUCUCUAGGAGGAGGAGCUGAUUGGCCAAGUUGGCACUUGGUCCCACCUUGAGAAUUUAAUUUGCAAGCCCUAUAUUUGACUGUGUAACAUACCAAAGAACCAUAAAACUUAUACAUGGAGGUUACUGUUAUACUCAUGAAAUUUUACUAAAUACAAAUAUGAGUGUUUUAGAGCAGUACAACUAAUAAUCAAUAAAAAAAUUAUCUCAUUCAGUGAAUGUAAAGCUUUUGUGUGUUAAAAAAAGCAAAUAAAUAUGAACACUAACUUUGGCCAGAUUUUGUGACUAGGUGGCUACUAACAAUGACUGAUCAUACCUUGUUUUGAAUACUCUGGGUUGUCUACAUUUACAAAUGUUAUGCUAUGAUGGGGGUAAUUUUCAUUUCUGCGCUGCAGUGUGGUCUCAAUGGCAACACCGGCCCAGCAAAGCAAUCUGGCAAAUUUCAAAGUGUGAAAACUGAAAAGGAGAAAGUCCUAGAUUUGACCUUGAACUUGCCAAAACAUCAUAAAACCUAUACAGGGCGGGUUUCGUUGUACUAGUGAGACCUUGUUGAAUACAAAUAUGUGUUUGUUUUAUUGCAAUAAAAGUGAACAGUAUUUUGACAUUCACCGUUAUCAAAAUGCCAUGCAGAACAGAAAAAUAACACAAUUAUUCAUAUUAAUUUGGUUCCUCUAUAAAUGUGAAUUUGAUGUGAAAUGAAAUCCCUAUUUUUCCUGAACAAAAUUAUAUAUAAUAGGUGUGGUUGCACUUAAUAUGAAAGAGGUGGAAAAUGGUUGAACAGACAUUUUGCUUAAAUUCUUGGUUUUGCUUUCAUUUUGAUUUGAUCAGAACGUGUACUAUUGGCUCUGUCCUUAAGGAGUUAAUCAUUCUGAUUUCCUUUGAUCACAUCUCUUGUGGUUUGUUUUCUUAAGGAACAUCAACUGACUUUUUUUUUUUUUUUUUUUCUUCACCCUCAACAGGUGCUUCAGUUUGAAAAAGCAAAAGACCUACACGUGGACUUCCAGUCACUUAUCAAUGACCUCAACAAGCCAGGCACGAAUUACCUGUUGAGAACAGCUAAUCGGCUCUAUGGAGAAAAAUCUUUUACAUUUCUUGAUGUACGUGUAUACGCUUCUGAUCAGUAAAGCUAGUUAUCUACUUAUUUAUUAAUAUAUUUAUGGUUUGUCAUAUUUGUCAAAAAUUAAGUGUAUUUUACAGAAUGCUCAGCAUAAUUUUUAUACAGGGCCCAAAAGGUUCUAUUGACUCACUCACAAUGGACAAGUGAAAACUGAGCCAGGGCAAGCUGUUUUGGGGUUUAAAUAUCUGCUUACCCCUUCAUCCUCUAGGUGUAUUGCAGUUGACAUGGACUCCACAAGCUUGGGAGCCUGCAUACGUUGCCAGGGGCGGACUGACAACUCACAGGGCCCUUGAGCAAUGGGAGAUCAAGGGCCCCCCUUCUGGUGCAAGGUUUUUUGGCUACUUCUACUCUCCUACCCCUCCUUUGUGCAGCUCUCACACAGGUAUUAUGGGCAUGCUGCGCAGCACCCAGAAUAGUUGUGUGAGACGCGCACAGUCUUGACUCCCACACCUGCAGGGCCCCCAAACACGGCAAGAUUUAAGUUUAAGGAGUUAUUCUAACCAAAAAACGUGUUUUAGUAAAGCACUGUUUUUAGAUGGAGUAACCCUUUCUGGAAAGUUUCUCCAUUAAAAUAAAGCAAAUUUAAUUACACGCUCCCAUUGUGGGAGCAGGGAGAGAGAACUGCUCUAGAGGGUUGCCUGUGGACAAAGGCUGUAGUGGGUGUCUGGGGGUAGGGGCUGUAGUUGGGUGCCUGGGGUAGGUGAAGUGAGCAGGAUAAGAUACAUUUUUAAGGGGGAAAGAAUUGUUUAUUCCCCUACCCCUUUGACCAUGGACUGGGUGGGGGGGAAUCUUUGUCCCAGGUGUCCCUCCAAAAAUCCCUUGAGAUGUUGGAUGCUGCCUGUAACACUUAUCAGGCAUCUCUGCAAGCAUGAUGUCACUUCUUGCAGAAAGAGCUGCAUGGAGCUGUCUGAUGAGAUACUGGCAGCAUGCAUACUGUGAUCUCCCGGCAGAGGCUUUGAUCCUGGAGCCUCUGCCGCAUGCUAGAGACAGGCACCCUGAGAGGCAGCCUAGUGGGGUCUUUGGGAAGGCCCCUUAGCUGUGCCUCAUUGUGUCCAGCAAGGGGGGGGGGACUUUUUAGCAGCAGGGACCCCUUACUGUUCAACUACCCAACUCAGCCAUUCCUAUAUGCACCGUGACUGUUUUGCCUGAGAGCUCAGUCUGCCCCUGUACAUUGCAAAGGAGCACAGAGAUGCAAUGAACUAGUUCUAUGGAUUGGGGAGGGUUGACAUGGAUGAAAACUUUGCGUGUGGGGAAAAGACACACUGAAAUACUUAAAGGGACACUGUAGGCACUGUAUCUGCUUCAUCUCAUUAAACUGGUUAUAGUGUCUGGAGUCCCCUGGUACCAUCGUUUCUUUCAGCAUUAAUCAGUUUUUAAUGUUGUAAUAUUUCAAUGCUAAACAAGAGUCCACGGCAGUCUAUCCCCUCUGUGCUGCUUUGGCUAAUAAGGAAGUAUUACCCUGAGAGGCAAUGGGCAGCUAUGAUUGGCUGAGUGUGUCAGCUGACUGCUUUUAACCUGUCAGAGCUCCAACUCACGGUAUGAAUGGGUAUGACCACAAGGAAGUGUGUAAUCUCUGCCUUAGCUACACAUACAGAAGGGGCCGGACUGUGGGUGGCCAGGGACUCUUAUUUUGUGGCAUACUGCACAAACAUGGUGCAACACUGAAUGGAGGGACAGUGCCAGGCCACUCCAGGCACUAUAACCAAUUCAAAGAGACAAAGUGGUUAUAGUGACUACAGUGUCCCUUUAAAGAAUUGAAUGUUAUAACAAACACAGAAGUACACUUAUAGAUCAAACACAUAUGAAACGCCUUGUGAAGAAACCCCCGUGUUCUCUAUGUUAUUUACGGUUGCAUUCCCUUUUUAUCCCAAUUUCUGCCUAUUGCAUUCGGUAGAUGGAACUACCGAACAAGGACCACCCUCAGGCUCACUAAUAAUCAAAGGUCUGGGUGAAAUUGCUACCUCUGUCUGUGCGGCCAGCGUUCGUUAGUCGAACGCCACGUGGCAGAGAAAACCGCGGCAGCGGGACCUGGUCGUCGAGUGCAUGGAACUGUUUUACGGACACUCGACUUCCCGAACACCGGUCCCAAACAGACGAACGCUGGAACUCUAUUUACCAAAUAGCUAGAAGAGCGCUAUUCGGUACUUUGGUGCAUUCGACAGAGGGGCACGAACACUGCUAGGAGCCAGAGGGAUCCAUUCGGUAUCUUUAUUCGUUUUUAUGCUUUUUCGAAAGUGACUGGCAAAACCCACCAAAUUCGUGGAACUGUUUUGGGCAUGCAGCCCAGGGUGAGCCGGUCACACAAGACUUCCAUAAAAUCCACGAACCCCUGAACCGAUCUGGGUGAAAAUCGAAUAUGUUGGUCACCCAGAUCAGGGCUAUCAGGGGACACAUAAUUUAUGGGGAUACCCCCAGUAUAAAGGGGUGUUCUGAAAGUUGGGGGAAAAUUACUUUUCAGCCCGGAGAUAAUUAAGUUACUAGUUUAUCAGACUAAAUUAUCUCCUGGGCUAGGGGAGGGAAUUGUAGGUGUGUGUUAACAUUUUACUGUUUGUGAUUGGUCAUUGUUUGUCACUCCCUGAGCGCUGUCCCCUUGCAUGCGGACUUGCAUAAAAGAUGUGUGCACCCAUUAAAGGACAGUUCAUUUUGUACCCUUCUUCUUGACUUCGGCUGAUGUUUGGGGAUUCGUGUGUUUCACUGAGGGAAUUAUUUGGUGAGACUAUUGGAAUUGCUAUAGGAUUCGUCUACCCUAACUACCGAACGGAGGGCUAUAAUUACUAAGGCUCUGGCAGUUCGGGAGGAAACUACCGAAUGAGGUUUAAAUAUACUUGGUUUCCUUACAACUGGUGGCAGUGGUGUGAUUCGAAUCCCGAAUGGAUGUUUCAAACAAGCAAAGGAAUGAAUGGCUCAGCAGUACCAGCGACUUAAGAGAACCACGCUAAAGGAUUUACUGGAAGCUCGAGGCGUAGUGGCAAGUAACAAAACAAAAGCCACGUUAAUUGCAGAGCUGUUAGAGAGCGACAGAACCAGCAAUACAGAAAUGGAGCAUGAGGAAGAAACUGAGAUACAGAAGUACAUCAGAUGGAUGCUCAGUUUAUUGGGACCUAAUCCAGCAACAGAGGCGGUUCUGCAGGUCAUGGCACAAGCCAGGCAUUCGCAGAAGGAGCGAGAUGACCGAGACAGACCGCUACAGGGGGAUUUGCUACACUCCCCGGGAAGUACAAGUGACAUACCAAGGAAGGUAAAUUAUGCUGCAUUUAAAAUUUUUAAUGAUAAUGAAAUGGAAAUUGAUAGUUAUCUGUAGGAUUUUGAAAGACAAUGUGCACUAGAGGGAUUACUCCAUGAAAUGGGCUGCUGUACUUGGCAGCAAGCUGUCAGGCAGCGCAGCAGAGGCGUUGCGAGCAGUACCUGAUGGGGACAUACAUAACUAUGAGAAAGUAAAAGACAUUUUGUUGGCCAGAUAUGCUGUAACUCCAGAGGCAUACAGAAAGAAAUUCCGAGAGUUGAGGAAAGCAGGAAGGGAUUCCCAUACUGAAUGGGCAUUCCGACUACACAGGGCAGCCCGUAAUUGGAUGCAGGGCUGCCAAGCAACUACCCUUGAGGAUGCCCUGCAGCUCAUACUAUUGGAGCAAUUCUUUAACCACACAGCAGAUGACAUUAAAGACUGGGUAAAAGACAGGAAGCCUAAAACUGUGGAGGAGGCAGCCAGAUUGGCAGAUGAGCACCAAGAGGAGGAGAGAACAAGUGGUAUGUCGACCUGUUUUUAAGCAACCCUAUCCAGCACCAGCAACGUCUGCACCACCUAGAGCUCCCCUGAGUAACCCGCUACACAGCUCAGCAGCAACACCACGACCCCCUGCACUGUGCCAUUAUUGCAAGCAACCGGGACACUAUAAAAACCAGUGCCCUUGUUUUAACCGGGGAAGCUGGGUAAGGCAACAACCCAGGGCCGCUGCUCAUUGUGUACAGCAGGAGAGUGCACCUUUUAUUCCUAAACAGGAAGAACAGUGGAGUGUGUUACGUGAGGUCAACCCCGUGCAAGCUGGGGGAGACAACAAGGACCACCACCGUCAGUGGAUUACAGUAGAUGGUGUGGGGGCCCGAGCUUUGAGAGACUCUGGGGCCACUCUAACCGUGGUACAACCCCACACAAUCAAGGCCCAGACUCGCACCGGUCACACCGUGGCUGUAAGAGUGGCUGGAGGUGCCAUCCACAAAUUGCCUACAGCAAAGGUCCUUGUAGAUUGGGGUGCGGGGUCAAAACAAUUGGAGGUGGACAUUAUGCAGGAGCUGCCAGCCGAAAUAUUGUUGGGGAAUGAUGUGGGCUGUUUAACCUCCCAAUUAGCACGAGACACUUUGUCCGAAGCCUACCCGGUUACCACCCAAGCUCAAGCCAGACUGGAAGCACCGCUGCACUCUGAGGAAACCCAGUUGCCCGACCCCCCUUCCCCGUCCUGGGAUACGCCCCAGGGGUUUGAGCAGGAACAGAGAACAGACCCCACUCUAGACGGGUAUAGGAAGGCAGUAGAUGGUAAUAGGGGAGACAACCCACAUGAAAAGUUUGAGUGGCACAAAGGACUGCUGUAUAGGGUGACAGAAGGGGCGGGACACGGGACCACGCAGGUUACUAAAAGGCAGCUGGUAGUACCCCGCAAGUUUCGAGCCGCGUUAUUAGAGUAUAUAUUCCUCUAGCGGGACAUUUGGGGGUUAAGAAAACCAGAGACCGGUUGACCCAAACAUUCUUCUGGACCAGAGUCACGCAAGACCUUAAAUAUUACUGCAGGACAUGUGACAUUUGCCAAAAAAAUAGGGAAACUGGGUGACCACCAGAAAGCUAAACUCCACCUGUUACCCAUUAUAGAAGAACCUUUUCACCGAGUAGCUGUGGACUUAAUAGGACCCCUCAGCUGGCCCAGUCAGUCCGGCAAAAAGUUCAUCCUUACCGUAGUGGACUAUGCCACUAGGUACCCUGAAGCCGUAGCCCUGCCUAAUAUAGAGGCAGAGACCAUGGCCGAGGCCCUGGUCAAAAUAUUUUCCCGGGUAGGUUUUCCCCAGGAGAUCCUAUCCGACCGGGGGACUCCGUCCACAGCUCUCCUGACACAACAACUGUGGCAGAGCUGUGGAGUGAAAGCCCUAUUUAGCGCUCCCUACCACCCCCAGACCAAUGGACUUUGUGAACGUUUUAAUGGCACGCUCAAACAAAUGCUGAAGACGUUCGCAGAGUCCUGCAGGAAUUGGGAAAGGUAUCUUCCCCAUCUUCUGUUUGCCUACCGUGAAGUGCCCCAGGCAUCCACGGGGUUCUCCCCCUUCGAACUCCUGUUCGGGAGAAAAGUUCGGGGCCCCCUGGAUCUUGUACGGGAACACUGGGAGGGCAACACAGAUGGUGGGUGGAGUCCCUAUCGUUCAGUACGUAAUGGAGUUCCGAGACCGACUGCGGACCCUCACUGAAUCAGUUCUGGAGAAUAUGCAGGCGGCUCAGGACUACCAGAAGAAGUUGUAUGACAGGGGUGCCCGAGAUAGGGUCUUAGACAUAGGCCAGAAAGUGCUAGCCUUGCGGCCCGCAAAGAAAGACAAGCUGCAGGCGGCCUGGCAGGGGCCCUUCAAGGUGGUAGAGCAGAAAAGUGAUACCAUCUACAUUGUGAGUAAGUGUUCAGAUGAAAGGCUGACCAAAGCCUUUCAUGUAAACAUGCUCAAACCGUAUUACGAGAGAACGGAAGAUGUGGGCGCAGUAUGUGCCCCCUCCUCAGAAGAUAGUGAGGGACUUCCCCUCCCUGAUCUGUUAGACCCCUCGCCUUGUAGCAUUGACCAAGUAAGCCUAGGUCAGAACCUUAAACCUCUAGAGCGAGGGGAAGCGUCGCAACUGCUCCAGGAAUACCAGGACAUGUUUUCCGCUAUACCUCCGCUGCAGUACACCGGGUAGAAACCCAGGUAGAAACGCCGCUACGGCAGCAGCCCUAUCGUAUUCCUGAGGCAGUUCGUGAAAGUAUGCUCACAGAAAUCAGAGACAUGCUCAAGUUAGGGGUAAGAGAACCCUCUCAAAGUCCUUGGGCAUCUCCGGUAGCACCACGCGCUUCUGUGUAGACUAUCGGAGGCUCAACGAUCGCACCAUAACUGAUGCCUACCCAAUGCCCAGAAUAGAUGAGUUACUAGACCGUAUGGCUGGGGGGAAUUACUUAACCACCCUGGACUUGUGCAAGGGGUACUGGCAGAUCCCCCUGGAGACUGCAGCCAUAGACGAUAUUGCUGUCUACAGCCGCACAUGGGGAGAUCACCUGGGACACAUAUCCAGGGUGCUCGAGCGAAUUCACCAGGCAGGGCUCACAUUAAAGCCUGACAAAUGUCAUGUCGGCAUGGCUGAGGUACAGUACCUUGGCCACAGGGUAGCUUCCGGUAAACAGCGGCCCUUUCCAAAGUAAAGGCCAUAGCGAAUUGGCCCCAACCCCGGACCAAAACCCAGGUCUUAGCCUUUUUAGGAACCGCCGGCUAUUGCCGGAAAUUUGUCCCCGAGUAUAGCGCCCUGGCCAAACCCCUCACUGACCUCACCAAAAAGGCCCUCUCAAAACAGGUAACCUGGACCCCAGAGUGCGCGGAAGCGUUCCAGAAACUAAAAGCGGCUCCUGUGUUGACAGCACCCGACCACUCUAAAAAUUUCUUGUCCACACAGAUGCCUCCAUGUUUGGGCUGGGAGCCGUGUUAAGCCAGGUGGGAGACAACGGCAUGGAACACCCAGUGGCCUACCUCAGCCGUAAACUUUUGCCCAGAGAGGUCAGCUAUGCCACUGUGGAGAAAGAGUGCUUAGCCCUAGUGUGGGCGCUUAAGAAACUUCAACCUUAUCUGUACGGCCGGCCAUUUACUCUUAUGACAGAUCAUAACCCGCUGGUGUGGUUAAAUCGGGUGGCUGGUGACAAUCCCAGGCUAUUGCGGUGGAGCCUAGCACUUCAGCCAUACAAUUUCACCAUGCAGUACCGUCCGGGCAAACAAAAUGGUAAUGCAGACGGUCUGUCCUGCCAGACCGACCUGGAUGCUCAAAAGACUCUUUCUCGGACAUCCCCAAGCCAACCUGACAGGGUCUAGGCGGGUAUGCCGACCUAUGGACUUAUAGGGGAGCAGUGUGAUGUUAUUUACUGUUGCAUUCCCUUUUUAUCCAAAUUUCUGCCUAUUGCAUUCGGUAGAUGGAACUACCGAACAAGGACCACCCUCUGGCUCACUAAUAAUCAAAGGUCUGGGUGAAAUUGCUACCACUGUCUGUGCGGCCAGCGUUCGUUAGUCGAACGCCACGUGGCAGAGAAAACCCUGGCCAUCUUUGUUCAUGUGAACAAAGGCAGCAGAGCCUGGUCGUCGAGUGCAUGGAACUGUUUUACGGACACUCGACUUCCCGAGCACCGGUCCCAAACAGACGAACGCUGGAACUCUAUUUACCGAAUAGCUAGAAGAGCGCUAUUCCGUACUUUGGUGCAUUUGACAGAGGGGCACGAACGCUGCUAGGAGCCAGAGGGAUCCAUUCGGUAUCUUUAUUCGUUUUUAUGCUUUUUCGAAAGUGACUGGCAAAACCCACCAAAUUCGUGGAACUGUUUUGGGCAUGCAGCCCAGGGUGAGCCGGUCACACAAGACUUCCAUAAAAUCCACGAACCCCUGAACCGAUCUGGGUGAAAAUCGAAUAUGUUGGUCACCCAGAUCAGGGCUAUCAGGGGACACAUAAUUUAUGGGGAUACCCCCAGUAUAAAGGGGUGUUCUGAAAGUUGGGGGAAAAGUGAUUUUUUUUUUUUCAGCCCGGAAAUAAUUAAGUUACUAGUUUAUCAGACUAAAUUAUCUCCUGGGCUAGGGGAGGGAAUUGUAGGUGUGUGUUAACAUUUUACUGUUUGUGAUUGGUCAUUGUUUGUCCCUCCCUGAGGGCUGUCCCCUUGCAUGGGGACUUGCAUAAAAGCUGUGUGUACCCAUUAAAGGACCGUUCAUUUUGUACCCUUCUUCUUGACUUCGGCUGAUGUUUGGGGAUUUGUGUGUUUCACUGAGGGAAUUAUCUGGUGAGAUUAUUGGAAUUGCUGUUGAAUUCGUCUACCCUAACUACCGAACGGAGGGCUAUAAUUACUAAGGCUCUGGCGGUUCGGGAGGAAACUACCGAAUGAGGUUUAAAUAUACUUGGUUUCCUUACACGCCUAAUUAUUUAUAGUGAUUUGCAGUAAACCUCAUCCAUUGACUUCACAGAAAUGAUAAAUGUGAAACACAAAUGCAUACAAAAUACCACAAUGUUUGCUGAAUACAUACUGUGAAAUACUUAACUUCUCAGAUGAUGUGAUCUAUCUCUUUAAAACCUUUAUUGCAUAUAAAACACUAAAAAAGUGCUGAGUGCCAGCUCAUAGUAUUGAGAGUACUAGAAUCUGAGCCAAAUAGACCCAGCUCUAGUAGGAACACUUGGUUAGCAUGUCUAUUUCCUCAAGUAUAUAUUUCUUAGUCAUCAAUAGUAAAGCAAAAGAAAAAAGAUGGACAGUGUGACUACAAAUAAUAUUUAUGAGCAAAAUGGCACAUUAAAAUAACGAAAAAACUAUACCAUGGGGUAUGGGAUUGUACGGUCAAAGCACAAAUAUCUGGAGCUGAUUUCAAGCUCUAGAAGAUUUACUUUUUUUUUUUUUUUUACUCACCUGUAUCAAAAAUACUCCUCCAUAUUCCGUUUUAUUUGUCCUCUUGUUUUGCAUAUCGCUCCAUCUUUAUUUGAGUUGAGAGGACAGUUGUAAAGGUGCUGGUUUCCUGCAUUUCCUUUCUAUAUCACAUGAGUUAGUUUAUAGAAUAUAUGAGAAACUAAGGGUUUGGCUGCACUCACCUACACAUGCUAAAUUAGGGUGCUGCUGGGGGCCAAUAAAUACAGUAAAAAUGAAAAUCCAGCGCACUCGCUUAUCUAAUAGACAGUCAUUUUAAUGCUGAACAAUUCAGCAUUCAAAAAGAUCCUGUUUAAGCAUUGUACUGCAGGGACCUCGAGAUGGAAGGAUUUCCCCAAGUGAGAAGCUCAUUUAGCAGACAGAGUAGGACCUGCCAAAGAUGGGGUACAUUGGCGUUGUGGCAGGCUUAUGCAAUGGUUUAUCAUAUACUGUAACUAAACCCCCAUUAUAUAUUUUUUGCCUAGAUUAGGUGUUUUUAAUAAAACUGAAAAUUGUUCAGCAUUUAAAUGACUGUUUAGUAGAUAAGCAAGUGCGCUGGAUUUUCAUUUUUAGCUUAUAGAAUAAGCAUGUGCAGUUUCUAAUCUGGCAAAGAAGUGUGAGCAGACACAGCGAAGGAGAGGAUGGGGAAAAAAACCCCUUUCAUUUAUUUAAUAGUAUAGGGAGAUGGGGACAGCGGUAGGUCUAAAACAAGGUGUUAGGUGGGGAGGGAGGGGAUAUAGUUGCUUUUCCUUGCAGGCAUGCUCCCAGCCCUGCUUGAAGGGAGGAAGCUGACUAUGUUUGUAGCAAGUGCUUAGUACAUGCCUGCAACAUACUUAUUUUAUGCACAGAACUGACACUAAGCAGUCCGAAACAAAGAGGGGUAUAACUAGCUCCCGGCACAAAUGUUCAAAUAUGUCUGGAUAUGGAGUGUUUCAAGCUGAAACGUUGCACAUACAGAUUCAUGAUGCAUUUUGAGGUGGCAAGUAAAUUCGUAGCAGAUACAGGGUGGGGGUUAAAUAUUUGCAGAUUGUUCUACCAGUGUAAAUUAAAUGUAACUCAUUCUAUACCUUGCAUGUUAUUAGGAAUUUCUUGGAUCGACUAUGAAAUACUACCUUGCAGAUUUAAAGUCUGUAGAUUUUUGUGGAAAGUCUGAAGACUCCAGGAAGGAAAUAAAUGACUGGGUGGCACAAAAAACCGAAGGUAAAAAUAAUAAAAAAAAAUACAACUUUCAGAAAGCCGUAGAAGGUGGGGUUUAUGUUUUAUAUAAAAUAAAAUACAUGCUCCAGUAGUGAUAUUCUAUUUAAAUCAGUGAUUCAGACAUUAAUCAUUAACUUGCAUCUAAUUGUCAGAAUUAUUUAUUCCCCUUGCGUUUUAUCUUUGACUUACUUGCCUUUCGUCUACGUAAACAAUACACAUACUGGUUAGCCGUGUGUGGAAGACAAUAGAGCUUGCAUGCACCAAAUGUCUUGGAAUGGAGCCAAACCUCAUUUUUUGCCACUUUGUUUUGCCUGUGGCUAUUUGUUUUAAAUAUUUGCCCUGCCAUGAUCUAUAUUACUGCAUUAAAUCAAAACUGUCACUUAUAUCACACAAUAAAAAUGAAAAUCCAGUUCAGUCAAGCAAAGCCAUGGAAAACAUUGUAAAUAAGAAGUAGAAAUAGAAACAGUGUUUAAUUCUCCUCCUCUGUGUAUGCUUUCUCUGUGUGGCCUGCCAUGCGCAAGGGACAGAGCUUAUAACCGUAAUUGACUUGGUUCUAAGACGAGUCAGUCCAUAGGAAAGCAUUUCUCAAUUCUUUCCUAUGGACGACAGCGUCUUCUCACGGUAAAAAUCACAGCCACUAUAUCAAUGAGACAGCCACUAGAGGCUGUAUUAACCCUAAUGUAAACAAAGCAGUUUAUCUGAAACUGCUAUGUUUACAGCUGCAUAGUUAACCCUAGAUGGACCUGGCACCCAGACCACUUAAUUGAGCUGAAGUGGUCUGGGUGCCUAUAGUGGUCCUUUAAGUUCUGCCUGUCUUUAUCAAAUGUAACUUUGCAUUAACACUGCUAUUUAAUAGCAACUUUAUCAUUGGAUGGUUUUAGGUUCCAGUGUAUAAGGAUUAUGCAUAUUCACUAAAUUGUGUAUUUGCUAAACAUAAUUAGAAAACAAAACAGCAGAAGUAAGUGUAGACCUGUGCUGUCUUCACUAUUGUGGGGUUAAACCAUUUGUAAAAUGUAAUACAGUGCCCAGAGUGCUAAUUUAAAGUAAGCACUUUAAAUUUGCAACAACAGAAUCUUAUUAAAUAUGGCACAAAAAUAUUCUGUCUAAAGUCCAUCCUUUGGAAAAGGAGAGAGUUGGAUUUGCACACUGUAGUGCAUAUGUUGCCUAUAGUACCAUCACAGCCCUCAGUGUGCGUAGUCAAACCAUUCAGUAAUGGUUUGACGUCUUAACUGGGGUCUACCUAGCGUAACUCCCUACCUCCACUGCAUCCUCCUCUCAGCUAUAAGAUCUGAGCUAAGCCUGGUAGAGCAGUAGUGGGUAUGGUGCUUUAACCCCUUAAGGACCAAACUUCUGGAAUAAAAGGGAAUCAUGACAUGUUACACAUGUCAUGUGUCCUUAAGGGGUUAAGUGUUCCUUUAUAUGUGAAGUACUGAUAAGUAGUGUGUAUAUGUAACUUGGAACCUAGAAAUUUGCGCAUCUGUGCAGAUAUGUCUUAAAUGUUCUAAAAGGUAGACAUUUUAUAGGAGCCAUAACUUGGUCUUUUGUCCAUACUUUAGUAAAACUAUUCAAUGAGACUAUUCUGUUUAAUUUAUAACUUUUAAAUUUUGUGUUAUUUCAGGUAAAAUCCAGGACCUAUUACCAAGUGGUAGUGUGGAUUCUCUGACCAGACUAGUACUUGUGAAUGCAAUUUACUUUAAAGGAAACUGGGCAAACCAAUUUGAAAAGCAGCGCACAAGCGAAAUGCCGUUUCGACUCAGCAAGGUACAUGUUUAGCAUUUUAUAAACUGGUUUGCAUGGUUCAUUAAUUAUAGAAAUGGAAACAUGUUGCUUUACUUUAAAAAAAAAAAUAAUGCAAUUACUUGAAGGGAGUGAUCACAUUUCUAUCUAUGUCGUUUUAUGGUUUAUUCAACCUGAAUUAGGAAUAUGGUUUUGUCAGACCAAGCAGAAAGGCAUAGAAAUCUGAUCUACAUCGGCCAUUUUGAGUAAGCAAUAUUUAAUUAUUUAACCUCUUUCAUGUGUAGAUACACUGCUUAUUCCAGGAUUCCUUCUAUUCUUGAAGUAUUGAUAGCAUAUGGAGAUCCGUGAACAAUGACUUGAGUAGGAUAUCUUUUCAGAAGUCUUUUCAGAAUGUUUGUCUGGGAGCAUGUGGUUCAUUAUGCAUUAAUAGUCCUGUCUUUCUUCUGCGCAUAGAUAGCUACCUUUUUAUCUGUUAUUUAAAUGGAAAUAAAGAGCUCUGUCACAUGUCUUUACAUAUUGUGGAUCCCUAAAGCUAAUGAGUCCUAGGACUACUAAGUGUUAAACUAUAUAGUAUGUAUCAUGCCUCUCCCUUGCGUUCUUAUUUGUCAUUACCUAAAAUUUCUGAAUCAGACAGAAAUUUUGUAUAUAAGGAUGAAGGUUAUAUCUGGAUUGACCAAUCAUUUGGUUUAUGUAAGCAUAGAGUGAAAAGACAAGUAAGCAAAAAAAACAACAACGUGAUAAUCAUAACAUAAUCUGUUUUAUUAGACAUGUUUCUUGACAUGUGAACCAGUUAAACCAUUACCAAUGCAUACUCAGAGGUAGAAAUUAAAUGUAUUUACUAUGUUGCAUUGAUGAGAUGAUGUUGUAUCCAGAGAUUGUACCGUAGUUAUGAAGCUGCAAAAACAAAGUAUCUGAAAACAAGCAAAAACCAAUUGGCUUUUCCUUGGGUGGUCUUUGCACAGAUCACAUACAAGUUUUAGCUCGAUUGUGCCAUUAUAGAAAGAAUCUUAAUCGUUCUUAUAUCAGACUGAUCCCAUCCACAAGAGUAGUCCAGUUUGAAAAUGUUGGCUAGCCCCCCUGCAUUUGACAGAUGAAGUUAGAAACCAAGGAUGGCUGAAUCAGAAGUUUAAUAUGUGUGUGUGUGUGUAUGUAUGUGUGUAUGUAUGUGUGUAUGUAUGUGUGUAUGUAUGUGUGUAUGUAUGUAUGUAUGUAUAUAUGUAUAUAUGUAUGUGUGUGUGUGUGUAUAUAUAUAUAUAUAUAUAUAUAUAUGUAUAUGUGUGUGUGUGUGUAUGUGUAUAUGUGUAUAUAUAUGUAGAUAGAACUAAAUGAUAAACUACUGAAUAUAGGUAAAUAUUAAUUUAGAAAGCUUUUUCGUGAUUACGGUGGAUAUAAAAGCUAUUACAGAAGGUUGGUACUUAAGCACUCUAGGAAUGGUUAUUUCGAUUUAUGUAUCAUGAUAAUACAUCAUUCUUUCAUAACCCGUUCCUAUUUAAUUCAUUUAUUAACAUGAAUGUCCCAAUAUAUUAUUAUAUAAUAUAGUAUCUCAACUAUGAUGAAUCUACUUCAGUUCUUCAGAGUUGGCUGCAUGAACUUCACAUUAUUGAAGGCUAUUAGUAUACUGAAGGCAUAUGGUGUGUCGUUAGAAACUCUUAAGGAAUCUAUAAACACACACAAAAUGUACUGUAAAAUUGUUAGAAUAAGUGUUUUCUGUACAGUCUAUGGAUAUAGUAAUUUUGAUAUUUUUUUUUUUCAUUUUUUUUUUUUAGAAUGAAUCAAAACCUGUACAGAUGAUGUACAAGAAAGCUAAAUAUCAGAUGACUUAUGUUGGUGAUUUGUUGACCAAAAUUAUUGAGAUACCUUAUGUUAAUAAUGAACUCAGUAUGAUUAUACUUCUCCCCGAUGACAUUGAAGAUUCAACAACUGGACUUGAAAAGGUAGGAAAUUUCAAUAUAAAGCGCUUUUCUAAAAUGUUUGUUUUUUAUUAAAAAUUAACUAGAUCUUCUAUAUUGCCAAUAAGUUUUCAUUCAAAACAUUUGUUGACAAAAUGUUUGCUUGAACAUCUCUGUUUAAAACUCAGACUUGUGUAAAGUGUUUGCAUUUUUUGUAUCAUAUACUUGACAAAAUCAUGCAAAAACACAAAUAUCUGGUGUUUCAAUCCUUUAAUGAGACUAAUCUGGUCUGCUUUGAAGAUUAUUUUUGUUCUUGCCUUGUAUAGAGAUUGUUUAUCAAUUUGUAGGCAGCCUUUAACCAUGUUAUCAUGGUUCAGUGUUUUUGUAUAAUUAUUCACCCACAUUUUGUUGUAUUGCAACAUGGAAUUCCAAGGGAGAGAGAGAAUUUGAUUCUAACAAUAUACCUUAGAUUUUGAAAGUACAAAUAUUCUUAUUGUGACAAAUUUAACAGAAAAUAUUUUUUAAUUGUUAAUGUUUGUAUUACUCCUCCGUCGAAGUUUGGUAGAAUGAGCUUCAGUUGUAAUUACAGCUUUAAAGGACCAAUAUAGUGCCUGGAAAACAAACUGAGGGUACCCCCACACUCCCGUGGCGCUGAAGGGGUUAAUCCCUUACCUUUUUUCCAGCGCCGGGCUCUCCUCCCUCUUCUGAUGUCAUCGGCUGAAUGCGCAUGAGCGGCAAGAGCCGCGUGUGCAUUCUGCCAGUCUCAUAGGAAAGCCUUCUCAAGGCUUUCCUAUGGACGCUGGGGGUCUUCUAACUGUGAAAAUCACAGUGAGAAGCGCCUCUAGCCGAUGUCAAUGAGAAAGCCAGUAGAGGCUGGAUUAACCCAUAGGUAAACAUAGCAGUUUCUCUGAAACUGCUAUGGUUACAGCAGAAAGGGUUAAUCCUAGAGGGACCUGGCACCCAGACCACUUCAUUAAGCUAAAGUGGUCUGGGUGCCUAUAGUGGUCCUUUAAGUUUUUGAGGUACAAUUCUGCCAGCUCUGCACAUCUGGAACCAUGCUAUUUUUGACCAUUCAUCAUGGCAAACCUGGUCAAGCUUUGUCAUUUGUGGACUCUUGCUCAACUGCAUUUUCUUUCAAUCUUUUCAAGCUUUCCAGCAUGACUUUGGCUAUGUGUUAAAAUGGUAUUGUACCAAUCUUGGGUGUUUUGAUGUCAUAAACUGUUUUUUUUUUUUUUUUUGUUUUGAUGUCAUAAACUGUUUUUGUUUGUGUUUUUUUUCUGUCUGUUUUGCCCUCUAUCUGAACAGUUUCACAGGUGCUGACAAUCAAAGUUGAUUUAGAAAGUAUUAUCAACAACUACUGAAUCACUUUAACCCCUUUGGCCAGAGACUUUUACAUUACAGGGCCCUAAUCUGGAUCUCCAUUUAUUGCAAAUUCCUGGGUCCCAUCUCUGUCUUCUCAGUUGCUUGGAUGGUUGGGAAGAGACUCACCUGACCUUACCUUGUUUCUUGUGUUUUCCCCUUCAGCAUCUGUAUUCAAUAUCUGUUUUUCUUUGCUUUUAUUUUAUUCUUUACAAAACAUGCACAGUUUGUCUGAUUAUUAUAUUAACUCUCAUUGACAAAAUGUGUGGUGAAAAAAACACUUUCUACAAUGCUUAACCUAAACACCAACACAUAAAUUAAGUGAUAUUUCGGAUCUCCAGUACCUCAUAUUAACAAGGGGGUUGCGGGGGGGGGGGGAUAGGGGGGACACUUCUCAGACAGUGGAGAUUAUCAGUACCUCCUACCAUCAAGAGAAAGUCAUUUAAGCUGCUACCAGUACCCUAAGUACUACUGGUGAGUUUACGUACCAUGUGGAAUGUUGCACAACUUUGUAGUAAUUAAUAAUAAUAACUGGGAGUCAGGUGUCCUCUUAUGUAGUGCUUCUCUUAUAUAAGAAAAAAAAUCUAUAUAAAGCCAAUCAAGAUCAUUUUGCAAGAGGUCUUCUUUCCUGUGAGUGCUCUGUCACAAUAAGCACAGGAAGGAUAGAGACCUUGUCUGGAGUCAGAAGUUUUUGAAAGUUUCCAGAUAUGGGCUGCCGCGUUUCAUGCUUCAUGGUGUAGUAUUGGUUAUUCUCUUUAUGCCUAUGUGUCAGCCUGGUAAUUUCAGGUUUUCAGGAGUUAGACCUCCCCAGCCACCAUUUGCACCUUUCCCUGGGUGCCCCUGGUUUGGCACUUUCCCUUCAUUCAAAUGGAACCGAACACUAGCUCCCUGGCGUCCAUACUUAUGAAGAAAGCACCAAAUUUUCCUCAGCAGUACUUAGCCAUGAUCGUCAUGGAACUGUUUUCGGCAUGAGGUGACUGUUUGGCUCCCAGACAACUUGGUCCGGAGCGCCCUAUAUUUCGGACUCAGUAACUCGCAAAAGUUGACCAGCCAAAGCACCAAACGCCCUGGAACGGUUUUGGGCAUAGGACCACGUGUGCAGCUGGUCAGAACUUUAACACAGUGGCGUUUCCUCUACACUGCAUGGAUCUGAGCGCAAUUUGGAGAACUUGCGCACUCAGAUCAGGGCUAUGGGGGAUGUAUUUGUGGGGUUAUUUUAUGUUUUUAUGAUGUUAUGGGGUACGUUUAUGUUUUUAUAUUUUUAGGUUUGCCUCUCUGGAAGAGAAUUAGCUUACCAGUCUUUAAGGCAAUUAUCUCCCAGGCACUGAGAUUUAUGGGAGGGGCUUGUCUUACAUUGAAGGGCGACCCCAUGCUGGGGACUGUAUAUAAAAGCAGGCAACUUGACCAUAUUAAACCAGUUCCUUUACACCUUCACUGAGUCUCGAAUAGUGUUUGGGUGUACCAGCUAUAUUCUCUGCAGGAGUGCUUUAAUCACUAGAAGCAGGAUCAGCGACCCUGUUCUAGGGUGGCUAGGAGCUGAAGUGCUGAUGGUGUCCCGGCGAUAGCUAGGGAGCGUGCUUGGCGGAGGAAUACCGUUGGGGUACCAGGUGGUCCGCCACAUUCAUUAAGUGGAAUGCACUAUUAAGUAACAUUUGACCAUUACUUUACUGACAUAGCUUCUUUAUUGCAGCACUCUGGGAUGUUCAUGCAGUUUAAUAUUGCAUGGGACAGUGGGUAGAAGUUUGUUGCCACUAAAACUUUUAUGCUUCUAUUUUGCAGUAUAUUCGUGCAAAAUGUUUUUUUUUUUAUUAUUAUUAUUAAUUAAUUUAUUUUUUAAAUUUGUUUGUUGUUCCUUCUUUUUGGCACUACUGUGUGCCUCAUGCAAACCUCCUCUUGAAUUGUGGCAAUUUUACGUAAUCAUUUCACAUGCAUUGCUGUGUUUCCUGCUCUCCUCACAGUGCUGUUAAUCUCUGGACUGCCAAUUUGCUCAUCUGCUUUUGGAUAUAUGAGCCUAUACUCUACCCCUGCAUUCCUGGAGUUUGUGUGUGUGGGGGUUUUUUUUUGCCUCUAUGGGACAUAGUAACUGUGUUACUUUAUGGAAACAACUGGGAAAGUUUUCAUAGAUCUCGUCUGAAGCCAUUGCAAGCCCUCCCUUUCUUCUCCACCUCAAAAUUUCUUUGGCUGUCCCAUCACAGACUUCUCAAGUUCAAUGCGAAGUCUAUGCAAGGCAGGUGCUCUAAGCAAUUGCCUGCCUCUUGAGUUUAGCUCCACUGAGCUAAACAACCAGGAGGAAACCGGACCGGUUGUCUAAGUGGCACCUUGCAGGGGUUUGAAGUGUUCCUUUAAUAGGAGAGUCAAUAUUUGACAAAGAGCUGCGUCCUGUCUGGUUCCCCAGAUUUCUGGGCAAGAAAUCAAAUUUAAACUUUUUUUUUUUCAAUUAUUGCUGACCUUCAAAAACUUGAAAUUUGAGGACCAGUUCUAUGGUUUUUGUACAAAACCAUACAUAUUCUAACACCGUAUUGACAUUGGUUGCCUAACUUGCUACAUCAGUGAUUUGCUGCUAAUAAGGUCCGGAGGCAGAACUUUUGGCAAUCUAACAGCAUCUCAAACCCUUACCUACCACUGUUAAAUUAUUUUUGAAUGAAAUAAGAUGCCAGUUAAAUUGAAUUCCUUGACUUGUUGAUCUCCUGCAAGGGUACUCACCUUGGGUAUUCUCUAUACAAAAAAAUAAAAAAAAUGAACGCUCUGCUUUACAGAUAGCUUUCAUCUUAAAGCUCUUAAAAAUUGCCUCCCGGUGUCACAGUUCCUUUGGUUACCUUACCACUUCACAUGUGAGACUCAGUUACUUGAAAUGCACAGUCGAUUCCUUGAAAGAGUUUACAAACUCCCCAUGUUGGAUGAAGCAUUGGCCAAUAGUGAUGUCGCGAACCGUUCGCAAACUUUUCGCGAACGGUUCGCCAUGAACCGUUCGCCGCGAACUCCGGUCAGCUGACACAUCCCGGCCAAUCUCCAGCAGAUCCUCCCUCCCAGACCCUCCCACCUCCUGGACAGCAUCCAUGUUGAAGCUGCCUUCAACAUGGAUGCUGUCCAGGAGGUGGGAGGGUCUGCUGGAGAUUGGCCGGGAUGUGUCAGCUGACCGGAGUUCGCCACGAACUGUUCGUGGCGAACCGUUCGCGAAAAGUUCGCGAACGGUUCGCGACAUCACUAUUGGCCAACAAUAGUUAUCACUUUUUGGAGAACUCCCGUUCCAAGCAUACACGCGUACAGACUUGCAACACUUAGUCUCCUGCCUUGAAACACAUUGUUUAGAAACCACAUAUGUUCUCUUAAGAACAAGAGCCUUCCAACUUGGUUUCAAGAUUAACCUGUUACAAGCUAUAAAAGAAGUGAAGUGCUUCAAAUACAUUUUAAUAUGCAAAAGAAUACUCACCAGCACCAGUUGCUUUACAUGCCUGGGAUGUGUCAUUUAUGACCCCAGACAAAAUCUUUAAUCAUCCAUACUAUCCAUAUUGCCCUGCAAGAUGAGACAGUCUGAUAAAUGGAUAGCUUGACUUUUUUUUUCUUUUUUCUACUUGCUGGUCAUUCGCCUGAUACUGAUAUAUUUGUAUACAAUUACAUUGUUUGACUUUACACAGUGAUGAAAGAAAAUAGUUUCAUACUUUUCUUUUCCUGAUCAUUAUACAUGGCCGCAUUUACUUAUGGGUUAGGUCCUCCCCUUUACAGGAGAAAGGACAAGAAAUACAUUUCUGAAAUUGGUAUCAACAGAUUCACACCUUCUUCAUCUUUUUGUAACUAGUUAGUUUUAUAUCUAACAUAGUAGAUGGGUGGGAACGUAAUGAUUCCAUAUAUAAUGAUCUGGAAAAGAUAAUGACGGUGCUUAAGUUUCCAAAGCCCAUUUACUAGUUACAUUCCUUAUCGACUGGUAAAUAAUUAUUUUUCUAGGUUGAAGUUUCCUGCUCAGGUAGAGUUGAAUGCUCUUCAUCUUGACUUUCCUGUAAAAACACUGCUCCAAGUCCUACAACAGGUUCAUCUGUUUGUCGGAUGAAUUCCUUAGAAAAUUGUGUGUAACCAAUACAGGUUGAAUGCAUGUGGCUUCCUUGAGAUAUUGAAAUGCUUGCUCAGCUUCUUAUGACCAUUUCACCAUGUCGCAGGCUUUUUUUGAAGGGUGAGUUAAGGGGCCUGCUAUAGUAGCAGAAACUUGACCCUCUCCAAUGGAAUAAUGUAGAUACUUGGCUUCCUAUAGGCCAAUGGUACACUUACUAGGGUUUGCUGUCAGGCCAGCAUUGCAUAUGGAUUUAAUGACCGCUUGCAGUUUUUGUAAGAAAGACUCCCAAUCUUCACUGUGUAUAACCACAUCAUCCAAGUAAGCCGUUCAUAAGGGGUAUGUGGCUUUAGUUUUCGGUCCAUCAUUCUUUGACAUGUUGUUGUAUUGGAGUCUGGAGUCUACUGCAGAUAGACUUAUUCAAUGCAAAAGGCAGUUAUUUUCUUUGCCUGGGCUGUGAGUGGCACUUGCCAAUAUCUUGGUUGCAUCUAGUGUGGUGAGGUAUCGGACUUUCCUAAGUCUUUCCACAGGUUCAUCAACUCUUGGCAUAUGUAUAAAACCUUUGGCAGUACUUAGCUUAUCUAGGGGCCGUCCGGGGGCCAAGUGGCACGAGCAUUCCUCCCUCCACAUGAGCCGUGAGUGUCUUGGUCUCUUCUGAGCGGCCAGCAUGCACUGACUGCAGUCAAUGGUAAUGCGGUUUCGCCUCGCACUGGGAGCGCGGCUCGCGUCAUGAGCGCACUCUUAAAGAGGUCGUGGGAGCCACAAGUUAGUUCAGGCUCUUAUUAAGCAUAAAAAAAAUUCAAUUGUGAAGAAGCCUUGUAAGGUGAAACACGUUGUGGAUAUUUUAUAUUGUGUAUUUUAAUCCAUUUUAUUUGUUCUAAUCCUCUUUUUAUACACUUUAUACUGUUCUUAUUUUUUUACCUGGCAUUUUAUCAUCCUGGACUCCAAGUAAUCCUAGGUGGGGGUCAUAACACUAACGCUAUCAUCAAGGAGCAGUUUGUCUGCUCCUCUCUUGUGAGUACCAUUUUAUAUAUAUAUUUUAUAUACCAUUGUUUUAUCCAGAGAGCACUAUUGGUAGUCUCCUUUUUCCCUUCUUUUUGACGGAGGAAGUCUACCCUAUAUCCCAUAAGCGGGGAAGGACAGUAAGAUCAUUCCAGUUAAGACUCUUUUAUUCUGAUUACCCUCAUAUCUUGAUUAUUGAAUGUUAUAAGGUUUUUAUGGUCUUUUUUUUAUUAUUCUUGUUGUACUCUAAGGGUGUCCCUUAUAUGGUUGCUGCCCCAAUUGUUGUUGAGUGCUUACUCUUUUCUCUCGUUUUACUCUUAUUGAAACAUAUAAACAUAGAAUGUGUCCUCUUGUUGUGGUAGUUUUUCUUCUUUUAAAAAUAGUCUCCUCCUCCUUUACUGUGUUGAUUCCCUUUAUGUAUUUAAAUGUUUCUAUCAUAUCCACCCAGUCUCGUCUUUCCUCCAAGCUAUACAUGUUAAGAUCCUUUAACCUUUCCUUGUAAGUUUUAUCCUUCAAUCCAUGAACCAGUUUAGUAGCCCUUCUCUGAACUCUCUCUAAAGUAUCAAUAUCCAUCUGGAGAUGUGAUAUCCAGUACUGUGUACAAUACUCCAAGUGAGGUCUCACCAGUGUUCUGUACAAUGGCAUAAGCACUUUUCUUUCUACUGCUAAUACCUCUUCCUAAACAACCAAGCAUUCUGCUAGCAUUUCCUGCUGCUCUAUUAAAAUUGCUGCCUGGCCUGCCUAGGUCAUCUGAAAUAAUUAUCCCUAAAUCCCUUUCCUCGGAUGUUGAGGUUAGGACUAUCAAAUAUUCUAUACUCUGCCCUUGGUUUUUUACAUCCAAGAAGCAUUAUCUUGCACUUAUCCACAUUAAAUGUCAGUUGCCUCAACUCUGACCGUUUUUCUAGUUUACCUAAAUCAUUUGCCAUUUGGCAUAUCCCUCCUAGAACAUCAACCCUGUUACAUAUCUUAAUAUCAUAAUAUUUAUUGAGGCAGUGAGCUAGACCUUUAUCCUCUUCUACAUACCUUGCUUCUUUUGUUUUUAAUCUAACUAAUCCUUGUUUUACUUUCCUUUUCUCAUAUAUGUAUCUAAAAAAUGUUUUGGCCCCUUUUUUAACUAAUUGUAUUAUUUUAUUUUCUUCUGUGUGUGAUUUGGAAGCUCUUAUAACUUGCUUAGCCUCUUUCUGCCUAAUCUCAUAGAUCUGUCUAUAUUACUCAUUCUGGGUUUUUAAAAGUUACUAAAUGUAAACUUUUUGCUUUUUACUAUUUUGGCCACAUCUGCGGAGUACCACAGUGGUUUCUUGAAUUCUUUGCUUUUACGGACAAACCUAAUGCAAUUUUAUGUUGCCUUCAGGAGUUCAACUUUUAAAUCAUCCAAUUUCUCUUGGGCUCCUUUUAAACUGUUCAAGUCUGAUAAUGAUUCCUUUACACAUAUUCUAAUUUUAGAUAAGUCUGCUUUUUUAAAGUCCAAAACUUUUGUUUUUGUGUGGUGUGACUCAGUCACAGUUCUUAUAUUAAACCACACUGACUGAUGAUCACUGUAUCCUAAACUUUCACCUACAGUAAUAUCUGAUACCAAAUCUCCAUUUGUUAACACUAAAUCUUGUAUGGCCUCUUUACGAGUUGGCUCCUCAACAACUGUCUUAGAGACAAUCCCAGUAGGGAGUUUAGAAUAUGUGUGCUCCUGGCACAAGCAGCUAUUUUGGUUUUCCCCAUCUUUUGCAUUUUAGCUAUUUCCUCAACUAGUAGAUUAUCUAACUCCUCUAUUUGUCAUGGGGGCCUAUAAAUCACACCUACACAAGUUACUGUGUGAUUACCAAAUUCUAACAUAACCCAAACAGACUCUGUUCGCCUCACUAACUUUUAUUAGGCUAGAUUUUAUGCUAUCCUUCACAUACAGGGCCACCCCUCCCCCUUUCUUGCCUUCCCUGCCUUUUCUAUAUAAAGAGUACCCUGGUAUUGCUAUGUCCCAGUCAUUUUUCUCAUUAUACCAUGUCUCAGUAACAGCGACUUAAUCUACUAUCAGUUGCCAUUAUUGCCACAAGUUCAUGGCUCUUUUCACUAAACUGCGAGCAUUUGUAGAUAUGACUCUAAGCUUAUUAUUUUUUAACACACUUGCUACAGGCACUUUCUGUCCUUGUUUUGGGGGCAAUUGGAUUGAUGUUUUAUCACCCUUUGCCCCCCACACCCCCCAAACUCCAAGUUUACAUACAUCCUAGCAAAAUCUCUGAACUGCUCACUGAGAACAUGUGUUCCCUUUUGAGAAAGAUGUAAACCAUCUUUUUUUGUACAGUUUAUUUCCAUUCCAAACAGAGCUACCAUGAGAAAUGAAGCAAAAUCCUUGCACCAUUCACCAAGCCACAAGUUAAAGUCCCUAAUACGCAUCCGCUUGUCAUUCUGAGUGUUAUGCACAGGCAAAACUUCAGAGAAUGACCGUGUUGAAGCAACCUCAUUGGCAAAAACCUAUCAUUGGCAAAAACACAAACUUCCUUUACCUCUGAAACUUAAUUGCAAGCCAAGUCAUUUGUCCCUAGAUGGACAAGUACAUCCAAUUCCCCUUCCUGCUUUGCUCUCUUAACAAUAUUAAAAAAUGCGUCUCCUGUCUCUGUGAGCAGUAGCUCUGGGAAGAAAUCUCACAGGACCACUACUGUCCAGUUCCACACCUCUUAUGAUAGAAAGCCGUUGUUGUUGGGGGAUUCUAUCAGGCCUCACCAUAGUCUCCAAGCCUGUCUCCACAACACCACUACACUGUGCCUGAGCCUGUCUCCACAGCACCACUACACCCCUCCGGUGUAGUAUACCAGCGAAACAUGGUCUUAAAACUUUGUUCCUGUAGGGUGAAAUAAGUAGAGGAAGAAGCAGCUGCUUCCCAAAUAUCUUGCUAUUCAAUGCCUUCCAGUUCCUCCCCUAAAUCAGUUUCCCAUUGUGUGAUAUAGGACAUUUGCCCCCAAUCUGGUGAUUCCAUGCAUAAAUAUGCAUAUAAGAGAGUGAUAAGCCCCUUUUGAGGCAUUUCAUUAUGACACAGCCUUUUGGAAAAGGUAAUUUGUUUGAGGGCUGCUUCCCUGACCUUUUAUCUGUUUUGCAAAGUCCCUGACCUAUAAUUAUCGAAAGAAAUCAAACGGUGUAAGAGGUGUUCAAUUCUUCAGCGCAUCAAAGGUUAUCACCCACCCUCUUACAAGUGGCACACUCUCAAUAUUUCUAAAGUCACGGGCUGACAUUCCUGGUGGAAAAGCCCCGUUCCUUAAUGGAGUGAGAAUGAAGAGGACAAUCCAUAUCUGUGAGCCAACCCCAACGGUUUUCUGCAUACCGGAGCAGGUUCAUGGUCCCUCUGCUUGGAUUGGGGGGGACCUGUGGACAUAGGGCAAUGGCCCCCUUUAAGGCCUGGGCUCUGCGGGGUGUUGAGACGUGGCGCUGUGGACCGGAGUCCAAAUGACCACACAGAUUUCAUUCACGUCUACAGCAUGGUGGAGGAGUGAGAGAUGGCACAGAGACACCUUACCUGUUAUGGCUUAUCUGCGGUGUAGGAUGACACCUGGAAGCUGACAAUUCAUGACCCUAAUAUCAGCCUUUUGGGUACUACAGAGAAAUAGUGAAAUCUGAUUUUAUUUUUUAUUUAUUUAUUUUUCAGGUUACAGAAGUGUUUUGUUUAUGUCCCAACCAACAACCAUGCAUUUGGACAUCUGAUUAAAACAAGGAACUAUCAAGAGAAAAUGUAUCACUACUUCUAACGGUUUGAAGACACUGAGAGAAGAUACAACAAGUAAUCAAGACAACAGGUCCGAAAUAGUUAAAUCUACUGUUCCUCAAAUAGCAGAGACAAGUGACAAGUCAAAGUUAAAAAGAAAAGCGCACAAUGCUACCCAUUCUUCUCAAACUAAGAAAAGAAAAUAUGAACGCUACUUAUCAUUUGGAUUAACAAGUGCCAGAAAUUAAAAAAUUUCUCAAGCACAAUGCUUACUUUGCAAAAAAAAGUUUGUCAAACAGUUAACACCUGCUAAAUUACGUCGUCAUUUUGAGCAAAACCACUCAUAGUACAAAUAUAAAGACAUUGCCUUCUUUAGGAGAAAGCUUUAGGAGCAUCAUAAGACUAAACCGUUUAUGAGCAAAAUAUUUAAAAAAAAAUAAAAAAUUUCAGGGGUCUCACAAUGUUGGGAUACUAUGUCAAAGGGUUCCAUGGGAAAAAUGAAUUGGGAGCCCUGGACUAUGGCCUUUCUCACACCCCUCCAUUAAUCCUGACUAAUUUGUGAACUACUGGUCUAGAUCUAGACCUUGCAAGCUCAGUUUAUAUAUUAUUUUUGUAUUGAAGCUGUCUGUCUUCACUGCUUAUUGCUACCAACCGCUGGACCAUUCUGCACCAAAGAAAGCAGAAGCCAUAGCUGGUCACUCAUGUCUGACCUAACGAUCCUGCACAAUCAUCAAACUAGAGGCCCGCCUCUUGAUCAUGUGGAUUCUGAGAGGGAAGUACCCAGGAAGCAGGUGGGACACAUAAGGAGGUGUGUCAAUUUUUCUCCUAUUUAAACUUGCUCAUAACUUAUACCUGUGCUCAGUAUUCUGUGCUCCCUGAUAUGCUUCGUCACUGCAUUGUACCUGUCCUGAUUAUCUGGUAUCUGUCCUUUGCCUUGUCUUCCAUUUAUGAUCCUGUACUGCCUACCCCGACCCACUGUCUGCCUGACCAUACGUCUGCCGUACAUUUAUCUGUACCUUGCUGUGGACACUCUCAGCCAUUUACUGCAUUUAGAGCUCUAUCUUGAAAACUGUGACACUAACAACCCAUGCACGGAGUUUGUAUUAGAUAUAUAUAUAUAUAUAUGUGUCUACUAUAUGCUCUGUGUCCUCACAUCAACUUAUACAUAGAGCAUAUACGGAUGCUGUGUCUUUAUAGUAACUGAUGCAUGGAGCAUAUAGUGGACACGUAAACUGAGGCUGUGCAGUCACACCGGCUCAUACAUAUAGUGGACACUUAUACUGAUACUGUGUUUUCACACCAAUUCAUACAGAGAGGCUAUUUUAGUCUUAUGCUGAUUUUAGAUAAGAUCCAAACAAUAUAUUGGCUUCCACUCUCUGAAAAAAAAAAUGCUUAAGUGCAACAAAGCACAGAUUAGAGCAAUCAUUGCUACAUGCCUUGAUAGUCACGUCAUUAAACCCAUGUCAUAUACAAGUGUGUACUUAAGUCACCCAGGCAGACUGUAUACAGCCAGAACAUCAUUUAUAAGCACUCUCUUUUGUAAAAUUCAUAAUUGGACGAAUAAACUUACUGAAAUGGUCACCACCAACCUGCUAAAUGUGAUCUAUUUGUUAGAAGGAAAUCCAAAUGUAAAGAACUGAAUGAACAGAAACCCAAGUACUUAUACUAGUCUUUUAAUCUAAUAUACCAAUAUACUUACCUGAGGUGGGAUAAUAAGCUAAACAGCCAUAGAGACAGAUGGAAUUUUCACGCCUGUAUUUCAGAGGCAAAUGGGGAUUUGAACAACUGACCGUCUAAACUGUUUAAACUAGGCUUCAAUCUGCACCCCAUAUGCAAUUCAUCAUCACCAGUGGAUGAAGACGUAAAACAGACCCUGGACAUGAUGGAAUAUGCAAAACUGGUUUUGGGAGCUACAGUUCCCUUGAUGCUCAGGGGAAUGUCUAGAGCAGAGGUAGGCAACCUAUGGCACAUGUGCCAUGCAUGGCACCUGAGGUGCCUUCGCACGGCACUUAAUGCUUUUUUUAGACCUCAGAAAUCCCAGUGUGGCUUUAGAUAUCUGCUAGUACAAAAACGUGGUGAGGGACAAUCCUCAAUUUAUGCAUUACAGCACUUAGAGAAAAUAAUCUCAGAAAACUUAAGAAUGGGCAAUCCACACUGGAGUAGAGCAGCCCAAAGCAGCUAUUGUACCUCCUGCCCUUUCACUGUACCUGGCCUGCACGGUCCCCACUGGACCCCAAGAAAGCCACCCACACUUCUAGACAUAUGCAGAGCUGAAGAAUCCGCCUUUACCUUACACAAAAAAACACAAACAACCUACAAACAAACAGUCCCCACAAACACAACACUACUGACAAACCACAUACACAACUCCACAAACAGUCCAUCACAUGCAUACACCAAACACUCUGUGACAUAUCAUCCACACACACACACCCACACAAUUCCACAAAAAGUCACCAUACACAGCCCACAUUCACAGGUACAAUAUACAAUACUACAAACUACUCAUGGAUAUAUGCAAUAUAACAGCCCACAUACGUAACAUUAGAAAGUAACUACAGCGCUCAUAAAUAAAACAAGCAGAAUAUUUCAACAUACACACCUCAGUUUAAAAAAAAUAAGAUAUAUAGGAUCGGCACACAAAGGGACUUCAAGAUCUUAUUUUGGAACAGUACUACUAAAAGGUUGCCUACCCCUGGUCUAGAGCAUCACAAAACUCACUGCCCUUAAGUGAUCUCCUUCAAUCAACUGUAUAUACGUUUGUAUGUGUAUAAUUACUCAUAGUGGUGUAGAGCGCUUCAGAAUUAAAAUGUAAUUUGAUGAGAAUGUAUCUAAUAGAAUAAAAAUAGUGCCUAUUUUCAUAUCUGUAUUGGACACAGGGAAGUAAAGAUAUAUAUAUAUAUAUAAUUUGCCUAUAGAUUAACCGGGUGCAUCAUCUUGUUAUUUCCACAUGUUUCUUUUUAUAAAGCUACUGCAUGACACUAUUUCUAGGCUGUCUUGCUUUUACUCUUUUUUAUUUUUUUUUUAUUUUAAUUUUUUUAUUUUUUUUCGGGUUGUACCAAAACAUUUCCAUCCCCAUCCUUUCAAACCUUAUACUGUCUUUUUGCACUCCUUCAAAUUCUUGAUAUCUUCCCAAUUUCCUUCAGUUUGUUUAUUACUGCAAAGCUAGACUAAUCUACAUGACCUUAUCCAAUCUGAUUUUUAUUCCUUUUUUGUAAUCAUUUACAUUCUCCUUAAGUCUUGGGUCACUACUUGGUAUGAACUCUUCUUGCCCUUUCUGCUGCAAUUGUGAACCACUUGCAUCUAUGUAUUAUACUUUUUAAGCUUGCGCUCUGUGCUCUGGUCUUUCCUCUUCUUAGGUCCCUUUCAACAUUAUCUUUUCUGAAGCCUUGUCGCUACUUCAUUCCGUGGGCAUAUUCCUAGGCUAUGUCUCUAGCCCCAUUUUAGUUUUUACUUUGCAAAACCUCUCUUGUGAUCCAGUAGCUCCUUUGCUUACAGUUUUACCCAUAUGCGAAUAUAUCACUACUUUAUACCUUAAUUUAUCUCCUUAUUUUUUUGGAUUGCCAGCCACGUCUUUCUGUCUAACUGGAUGUCUCCAUGCUUCUUGACACAUAAUCUCUACAGGAUUUGGUUUCUUACCUUUCCUCCAUCAGCUGCUGUCCUCUGGCUUUCUACCUUCUGGUCAAUAGUUCUACUCCCAGCGCUACGGUCUUGGCAUCAUUUUUUUUCUGGUGUUUACUUCAUCGUUUGCAUCCAAUCAAACAACAAAUCCCAAAAUUUCCACUUUAAAAGCAUCGCUCUGACUUAUUUGUCUGUAACAAGGCUACUAAAACUUUAAUUCCACCCAUCUAUUUCCACCUUGAUUACAACAACCUAUUUAUUAUCAAGCUUGCACAAGUGUUGGAUAACCUUUUUGCCAACUACUGUGAAAGCUGUUGCCUGGCUUACAUUUUUUACAUGCCACUGAUCUCACUUUUCCCAAACUUGUACCAUUUUAAAUCACAUUAAUAAAAUAACUCUUCUCGAGAGCGCUCCACAACCGGCACUUUGUUGGUUAAUCCUAACUAAACAAGAGAAACUUGAUUAAUUAUUUUGAAAUGCACCAUCCACACUCCCUUUGACCUCUGCUCUAAUUUAAGAAUUUUGCCACUUUAGAGAAGCAUUUAUGCUGGUCAUUUUCCUCUUUCAGUCCAAGUUUACCCAAGUCCAAGUUUAUUCAACAGUAUACAAUAUUUCUAUUUUUAUUAUAGACGCUCACAAGAUGAGACCUAUAGCUUUUGCCGUUAUGCUCUGCUAUAGUUAGACUGUCAGCUCAUUUGAACUCAUGUUCAUCUUUGCUUUAAUCAGUCACACUUGCUUUUAUGCAUUAUGUACCUGCAAUGAUGAUUACCUUGGCAUUCUAUUUGUAAAAAUAAUUACAAUUAAGACUUUGACGCUGCUAUUACUUUUGAUUUGCUAUAAUGGCCAACAUUCUGUUUAGCUUCAACUGAUGGAUGAACACCCUAAUAUUAUUCUGCAAAAUUUGCUGGCACUAUCUAGAAUAUACGGUUCCCUCUGUGAUUGCAAGCUGUCGGCCCUUGCAAAUUUAUCACAUAUUAGUUUGUGAGAUAUUCCAUCAAAUAUGAUAACACAUGUAAUAUUUUUGUUUUGUUUUUCAGCUAGAAAAAGAAUUAACCCAUGAAAAUUUUUUGCAAUGGACAAAUCCUGAAAUGAUGGACUUAACAGAAAUGGAGUUGUAUUUACCCAAAUUUAAACUUGAAGACAACUAUGACCUUAAAUCUGCUCUUAUAAGCAUGGGUAUAUGCGAUGCUUUUGAUCAUGGAAAAGCAGACUUUUCUGCCAUGUCUGCAAAUAAUGAACUGUUACUGUCUAAGGUGAUCCACAAGUCUUUUGUGGAAGUGAACGAAGAGGGUACAGAGGCUGCCGCUGCCACAGCUGGGAUCAUGAUGAUGCGUUGUAUGCUUAGAGUGCCCACAAUUAUUUGUGACCAUCCUUUCCUUUUCUUCAUUAUGCACAAGCAAAGCCGCCACAUUUUAUUUUGUGGUAGAUUUGCUUCCCCCUGA